AUUGCUGAGCUUUUCGCAAAGGAGGGAGGCGCGCCGGAGGAAGGGGCGACGCAGGCAGAUAAGCGCAGCAAGAGGGAAAAAAUAUUUCUCCAAAAAAAAAAAAAAAAAAGGAAGAAGAGGAGGAGGAGGAAAAGGAGAGGGGGCUACUGGUUGCAAAUGAAUUCUUCCUUUGGCCCCCUUUUUCUUCUAUCUUGCAACACACACUUUCCCCCCCAGCGCCUACCAGCACCAAAGGAGCUCAGCGCACAAUCCGGAAAAGGCGAAGAGGAUAGGAUUUCUCCUGCGUUCCUGCGUUGUUAUUCUUGGGUGUGUGUGUGUAUAUGUGUGUGUGUGCCUCUCUCUUUCUCUCUCUGUGUGUGUGCGUUUCCCCCCCUCCCCGAUCCCCCCCUUCCCCCUUCUUUCUUUCCUUCCCACCCCCUCCAAAAAAGAUGCGUUUCUUUCUCCCCAGAUUACUGUCUCAAUCUUCUCCUCUGGAUCUGGGCAGGCGCCUCAAACUUUCCGGAUCUGCCGAAAAGCUGGUGCCAAGGCGAGGAUUUAUAAAACUUUACUGACCGAGGGGAUCUAGACAGACCUCGAUAGACCCAUCCUUUUUUAAAAAAAACAACAACCUCUCUCUCCCUUUCUCUCUCGAUCUCUUUUUUUUAAAACAUGCAAAAUAACAAUAUUAUUAGUAUUCUCUUUUGCGUGCGUCUGCGCUUUUAGCCCCGGUCUGUUUGCAAAAAAAAAGAGGAGCGCUGUUCUCUGUCUCUGCGUUCUUGGAUUUUUGUGUGUGUGUGCGCGCGAGACAGAGAGAUUGUCAAAGAAAGAAAACAAAGGAGAAGAAAGAGAGAAAAGGGGGGGGGGAGAGGAAAAAGACUGAAGGGGAUUUGGUGCCCCCCUUCCUCCACAAAAAAAAGGAGUUGUGCUUCUCUCGCAGUAAUGGCCCCAGGAAUCUCAUGGGUUGGAUUUUAUACAGGUCUCCUGUUCGCUCUGCUAGAACUCUGGUUUAUAGAAGGGCUCAGCUUGGAACCAAUCUAUUGGAACACCUCGAACAAAAAGUAAGUAUUUUGGAGUGUGUGUGUAUCUGUGGGUUGUGUUCCCUGCUUACGCACCGGGUCCAAAGUAUGUCGUGUGCUGGGAUGGCGUGGGGGGUAUUGCACUGUGCAAAUUCUCCUGGUGGGGUGUGCGCGCACAAGUUUGGCACAGGGUGGGGUGGGGGAAUCUAUGUGUGCAUCAUGUUAUUUUUUUAAAGAAAUGAAAUCUUACUUGGAUUCUUGAGUUGGCAAAAUCCUGGACUCAAAAACCAGAGAAUCUAGGGAAAUGCAAUCUCCCUUGUGCUUUGGUGCGGGUAGUUGUGGUGGUCAGAUUUCAAGGGAGUCCUUCUACAGAAGGCUAGUUUCACACCAGUUUCGCUCCAGCUCCUUCACAUUUUUAAUACAUUCCCCUUUUGCAAACUUCGGGAUCGUCCAUUUCCUACUCCUGUGGGUUUCAUCCGGCCGGGUUAGGAGGAAAAGACUUGGAACCGGGUGAGAAUUUGAUUCUUGGGUUUGCAUCAAGAGCUGUUUGUUUAAAAAAUAUAUAUACAGUAUAUCCAGAUUGAGGCAAGUUUUGAUUCCAGUGUCUUCCUCUCCUUCAGUGUGGUUUCCUUCUCUCUCCCUCCCCUCUUAGCCCUGAAGAGUUUAUUUUGAUAACUGACUCCAGCUAGUUAGGGGAGGUUUAUCCCUGACUCCACAGGGUUUGGAAAGAUAACUCGCAUUUGAAAGUUCCAGCCACCCCUCUCUGCAAAAUAGCACUACCAAAGAGUUGUCAGCUGUGUCGGUGUGUGUGUGUUUUGUGUUCUUAACACCCUGAUGCUGAAACACAUUUGCUCCUGGAAGUUAAUUUCAGUGGAACUCCCCUAAUUAAAUAUGGAAUGUCAGCAAUCCAGGAGGGUUUGCACCCUCUGUGGGCCGGGGAUAACUUAAAAACCAUGCUCAUCUGUAAUCUAAAGAUUGAAUGAUGAGCUUGUAUGUGUUGCUGCGAUGGCCUUUUUUUCCUUUUUGCAAACCAGCUGCUGCAAAGAGAUUUUCUGCGCACUUGAUGUUUGGUUCCAUAAUGGUUGUUGAAAAGGCACUGGGGCGUGUGGAGGUGUGUUGGUGUGCAAGACUUGGUGCUUUCAACUUUUUUGGGGCGAUUUGGGUGGGUCUGUGCCAACUGGGUUCUGUAACUAUCUGUGUUCCUUUUUUGUGUGCUCACAUCCACUCCUGUCUCUGUCUCUCUUUCUCUUUGUAUGUGUGGAUUAAAUGUUCAAAACGCACAAAUCCUUUUUUGGGGGGCGGGUGGGGGCACCCCCCCCGCUUGGGAAGUUGUUCUGCGGUGCAUUGAAAUGAAUGGGCAGGACAGGAAGUUCUUAUGCGCUGCCCAUUUUUGUAAAAUGCAUGUGCUCACAUGCAGACACACACUCUCCCUCCCAGAUCACAGCUUUAAUAGGUCAGACUAAAAACAUACUUUUAUUUCUUGCUCCUCUUUUCUCUGAGUUUCCAAAACUGGUCAGUUUCCCCCUUGAGCUCUUGAGAUGGGAUGAAUACUUUCUCUCCCCCUCUCUCUCUCUCUUAAAACACACACACACACACACACACACACACACUGCUGCUUGAGUCCCAGAAACUGACUCCCAUCUGUUAACAAUUGUGGCUAAACCCCCAAUAACUUCUGAAACCCUAGUCCUCCUUGCACAUUUCCCCCCCUUCUCCUUAAGCAAGGAGGAGGUUGGAUUGGAAUAAUUUACAUAGGAACUGAGAUUCAGCAUCACAUCAUUUUUAUUUCUUAUUUUUGAAAAAAGAAAGAAAACACAGUGUUGGGGAAUUGGGGAGGGGGCGGGGGGGCGGGGGGAGAGAGAGAGGAAAGCAAGGCGGUUGUUUGUCAGAAAAAUCUCUCUCGCACUUGGGGGAAAAAAACCUGUGAUUCAUAAGUGCUACAAUUUGCGCUCUGUCGCCAUGCGAGGCAACGCUUCCUAGCAACAGAAAUAUAUAUUAGAACUUAAUAGGCCUAUUUGCCUAAAUCAUGGUGUGUGUGUGUGUGUGUGUGCAUGUGCGUUUUUCUCUUUCUUUCUACCUUUUCUCUCACCUUAGAAAUCUCCAAAGGGAGGAGGGGAAAUUAUGUUUUUUAAAACAUCACACAUUUCCUCCCCCCUCGCCCACUCCUUGAUAAAUGUGCACAUCUGAUCAUCAAAACUCUGUUGGAAACAAUCAAAAGGGACAUUUACUUAUUUAAAAAUUGCAAACCUGAGCAGAGGAGGCCUCCAGACUCUCUCUUUUCUCUUGGUUUUGUGGCCACAAUUCAGUGGGAAUUUUCUCCAGCGUUGAAGCCCCAUAGGAAUGAAUGGGUUUGGCAAGAACACAGACUGCCUUCUGCCCAAGGCCACAUUCAUGCCGGUGGGGCUCCCACAGCAGAACUUUGCAAAAAAAAUUCCAACAUACAACUGCUGCUUUCUUGUAGUUAUUUUCCUGCAGAUUUAGGUCUGAAAGGGGAAGGAUGGGCCAGAGGAAAGAGUGGUCCAGGCAGCUUCAGCUAGUUAGAGUGGCGUAAAAAAAUUAGGGAAGGGGGAGCACUUCUCUCCACUGGAAAAAUUGUGGGCAAAGGGGGGGCAUAUCCUCAAGAAGCUCUGGCAUGUGGGCUGCCCGCGAUUGUUUAAAACCAAGCAAGCAAAGGUUGUUUCUCAGAGGAAAAAGUUGUUGUUUCCCGAGAACCCUCACAGAGCAAUCGCUUUUUAAAUUGUUCUGCCCAACUCAGCAAAGAUUGUGUAGCUUGAGCGUAUAUCUUUCCUAUCCAUUUUGUGGCUGGGGGUUUCUCCUCCCCGCUCUCUUCACUCAUCUCAAGCCCCCUCAGAAGAAAGAGAGAGUUUAGCAUGAGUUGUGCAUCUUUUUUUGUGACUCCUGCAGCCGCCACUUCUGGCGUGCGAGUUUGGUGUGAACUGGAAUAUUUGUGUUUGUGUCUGUUGUGCGUACCUGUUUUGUUCUCCUCCCAAGCCAGAUGGCUGCAAUAGAUUAAUCAACUUAGAAAGCUUUUUUUAAAAGUUGAUUGAUCUGCUGCCUCGGCUGUCUUAAUGGCGCAUGUUUGUUUGUGAGGAGGUGAUAUUGGUCCCGGCGUAUGACUGCUGCAAAGGUCACGCAGAUACAUUAAAGGCAGGCUUUCCUUCCGGCAACAGCUUUUGAUUUUUAAAUAGUUGCCUCCUUGCGUUUUCCUCCCAUAUCUCAGCGAGCUGAGGUUCCCGUAAUGUGCAAAUUUAUUUAAAUGCGACGAGUUAAUGAGUCAAUAAAUUGGUUGACCGCCGUAUCAAAAAAGGUGAGGCGUCUUUUCAAAAGUAAAGGUUGCGAUUCUUCCAUCCUGGGGUCCGUCUCAGCCGGAAGGGUGUUUGUGGAGGGAGAGGGGAAAAAACACCCACCUGUGAUGGUUAUUGUGGCAAAAAUAAAUAAAUUAAUCGCGUACGUCUAAAAGGAUGUGAGAGUUAAAUGCAAUAUCUCCCCCUCCCUGGAGUUGCUCAUCUAUUCUUUAUUAUUAUCAUCUUUCUUUCCCAGUGAAAAAAAGGAGAGUGUGCUUUGCAUUUUUUGCCUUCGCGAUCAGAUGGCAAACAUUUUAGCCCCAGAGAUGGGAUGUCUUGUCCUCCAAGGGAUCUGAAUUCGUCCUCUUCUCGUUUCUCGCAACCCAGCCCUAUUUGAAAUUCUGCCACACCCUGUAGACUUGGCUGAGAUGGCUCUCAAGUGUCCUGGUGCCUCUGUGACACUACAUCUCAUUGUGGAUUGCGAACCCACGGGUAUCUCCUUUAAUUCCCCUUCGUCCACUCGGCUUUCUCCUCGAAAUCCCGCUGUUCCCGCAACUUCCCUUUCCCCUAAAUCCAGAGAUUACCCAUGCGACCGUUGUGGCUCUCUGCUAUUUGGAUUUUUCAAAACGUAGGGGAUCUCUGGAUUUAGAUAGCGGGACAGUGUUGGACGGCAGGAGUUGGAGGAGAUAUUAAGCCAAGAUGUGGACGGGGCCCUUAAUCUCUUUCAGGUGCCAGUGUGAAUCCCGUAAACGUAGAAUCUCCUGCAGCCUGGUUUUGAUCAGCUAUGUUUCUACACCUGCCCUCGAUGUUCAUCUUUGUUGGCACCCAUCUUGCCCCGAGAGUCAAUGGAGUGUGCCUCCGGGGGUGAAGUCAAACGGCUACGUUUGCUUGUCCCCGGGGCGCAAUCCUGGGAGGUGCGUCCGGAGGUCCUGGGCUGCCCAGAUGACAAGACCCCUCUCUUGGCUUCACUGAUGUGGUCCAAAGGGAAGCAGAGAGCAAGACGUUUGACACCAGGCGUCGUAUCUGUGCAGGCACAGCGAUCCAGAGGUGCAUGCCAUCACACAUGACCACAGACUUACGGCCUGCCUCUGUGUCGGGUGGACGAGGUGUGUGACCUUCCAGAUCAUGUUCAACUGUAACUCUCAUCAUCCGUCACCGCUAGCCAUGCUGGCAGGAACUGCUGUGGGUUAGCAGUCCAGAAAACAUCCGAAGAGAAGCUCCACCACUUCCUUGCCUUGUGCAGAAGGUGCUUUCAUGCCCCAGCCGUGAAAGAUGUCAGGUUGGACAGCUUGGUUGGUUAGAGCAGGGUGCUGAUAAUGCCAAGGUUGCAGGUUUGAUCCCUGUAUGGGACAGCUGCACAUUCCUGCCUUGCAGGGGGUGAUAAUGAUAAUAAUAAUAAUAAUUUUACCCCACCCGUCUGGCUGGGUUUCUCCAGCCACUCUGGGCAGCUUCCAACAGAAUAUUAAAAUAACCUAUUAAACUUUAAAAGCUUCCCUACACAGGGCUGCCUUCAGAUGUCUUCUAAAAGUCUGGUAGUUGUUUUUCUCUUUGACAUCUGGUGGGAGGGCGUUCCACAGGGCGGGGGCCACCACCGAGAAGGCCCUCUGCCUGGUUCCCUGUAACUUGGCUUCUCGCAGUAAGGGAACCGCCAGAAGGCCCUCGGAGCUGGACCUCAGCGUCCGGGCAGAACGAUGGGGGUGGAGACGCUCCUUCAGGUCUACUGGGCCUUUGAGGCCGUUUAGGGCUUUAAAGGUCAGCACCAACACUUUGAAUUGUGCUCGGAAACGUCCUGGGAGCCAAUGUAGGUCUUUCAAGACCGGUGUUAUAUGGUCUCGGCGGCCACUCCCAGUCACCAGUCCAGCUGCCACAUUCUGGAUUAGUUGUAGUUUCUGGGUCACCUUCAAACGUAGCCCCACGUAGAGCGCAUUGCAGUAGUCCAAGCGGGAGAUAACCAGAGCAUGCGCCACUCUGGAGAGACAGUCUGCGGUUGGACUAUAGCAGGCAGCCCCAACCUUCGGCCCUCCAGAUGUUUUGGACUACAGUUCCCAUCAUCCCUGAGCACUGGUCCUGUUAGCUAGGGAUCAUGGGAGUUGUAGGCCGAAACAUCUGGAGGGCUGCAGGUUGGGGAUGCCUGGACCAGAGGAUGCUCAGGGUCCCUCUGUGAUUCUAAGUCCACCGCCCUCUCCCCUUUUCAGCUCUGGAUUUUAAUCUUCCAGCUCUAACUCGGUGGCUCCGCCAUUUCCACGGAUCAAAACCCUCACUUCCCCCGGAAGCGUGAGUGAUGGAAGCAUUGUGAAGGGGAAAAGCCCUUUGGCUGCCCCAACAAUGAAUAUUUAAGCCGGCGAAAGUACGCAGAGACGUUCUGUGUGCAUUGCAGUGGGAGGCUGUGCGUCGUUCUAAUCUGCGGCUCGGAUGUGUUUGGGCAACGGAUUUCUAUAUUUCCCGAAAAGAAUUGUUUCGUUCUUUUAUUUAUUGAAGUGGGCUGCUUUGGGAGGCCUUAGGACCUGAAAGGCAGCGGGCAAAUUUCGUGUGUGUGUGUGUGUGUGUGUGUGAGACCAGCACAUUAGUCGCAUCAAUGUCCAAAACGCUUUCAAGCAAAGUUGUCCUGGUGUUGAUUUCUCUGUUGUGGCCACAGCUUGUCCCAUGUUUCGACUCACUGCCCAGUGGAGCAGUUAACUAGUUUUUUUAGGUUCUGUUUUAAUGGAAAGCUCCCCUCUUUAGAUUGGGGGUUGUUUCCACCUCUUUCAUAACAUAGUGAGCCCCGCUCUGCUGCGGUUGGGGACCCCCCCCCCCCAAAGUCCUGCCCUCACGACACAAAAUGAUGGCACAAACAGCCUGGGAACUGCAGGUUUCUUCACUUUUUACAGGCCGGAUUCUGCAAUUGCAGCAAUAGGAAAGACCGUGGCUCUAUGGCCAGGGGUCAGCAAACUUUGUCAGCAGGGGGCCGGUCCACUGUCCCUCAGACCUUCUGGGGGGCCGGACUGUAUUUUGGGGAAAAAAAAGAAUGAAUUUCUAUGCCCCACAAAUAACCCAGAGAUGCCUUUUAAAUAAAAGCACACAUUCUACUCAUGUAAAAACACCAGGCAGGCCCCACAAAUAACCCAGAGAUGCAUUUUAAAUAAAAGGACAUAUUCUACUCAUGUAAAAACAAGUUGAUUCCCAGACCGUCCGCACACUGGAUUUAGAAGGCGAUUGGGCUGGAUCCGGCCUCCGGGCCUUAGUUUGCCUACCCAUGCUCUGUGGCAGUACAGAAAACUCAGACAUUAAAUCUCUGAUCAGAAAGCAAGCGAUGCAAAAGACCUUUCUCGGUCCAAGACCCUGGCAGACCACUGGGCUCGAUAGGGAAGGGGUUGCCCUGACGAAGAACAUCUGUUUUUCGUCUGCAAAAGUUGCUGGAUUCAAUCCCCGGCAGGUAGGGCUGGGAAUGUCUCCUUCCUGAAACCUUGCCAGGCAAUGACUGAGCUAAGGUCUAACUCGGUGUAUAAGGCAGUUUUUCCACAUAGAGAACUGGCCUGGUUGAAGGCGAUUCCUGAGAUCUGUGGAUGAAGGGCAGUAUACGUAUUUAAUAAAUAAAAAUACUUGCGGGGCACACUUCUUUUGGGACGUGCGCCUCACGUUUGGGACGUUGCUUUACGUUGCGUUGCAAGCUGUGUUUUUUGCGACAGGGUAGCUGUCUGAUACGACUGUCUCACCCCCGGUGAGAAAAGUUGUGUGGCUUUUUGGGCCACAAGCCGCGAUCAACUUAUACAGUACGGCUGCAUCUUGCGCAUGGGUUCAAUUCCAAGGGUUCCAUGCAUACACGAAAAUCGUGUGCACCCGAAAUCUUGGAGCUCUCCUGCAGCUAGCAGGUAUGGGAAGGAGAGAGCGACUUGCCUAGCAAGCAAGGCAGAGAUCUUAAAAGCUCUUUUUGUGCUGGGUAACCCAAGGGGACGACCCCGUACAAAAAUAAUUUUUAAGUUCUCUGCUUUGCUUGGAUUUGACUUGCGCCGUUUCCACCAGCUGCACAAGGUUGAAAUCGUGCAAGUUUAAAAUGUGCGUUAGUGGUAGUCGUACGGUGCUGUGGAUUUAUCUGAGCUCUGGCGCGCUAAUUUGGAUUAAAAACUUUGCAGGAGUUCUCGUAUACCCCUUGCCCUGGGGGAGUGUCUCAUGUGAUGCUCUGCUCAGUUGCGUCAACUUUAGCCUGCACCCCAGAAGUGUGUACACACCGAGAAGUCAUUCGGUCUGCUCAUCCUAUCUGGCAAUGAUAUUUCUUUCUGAAAAGAUUGUGUUGGCUUCCCUCUUCUCUCCUGUUAUCACAGGUAGGGCAGAUCCACAUCAGAAGCGGGCGGGCGGUUGUUCAGGAUCUACUGGUAAAUCGUCUCCGAAUGAUUUAUAGUAGAUCGUCCAGGGUUUUUGACUCCCUGUUUAAUGCUUCUCAGCAACUGAGGAACACCUUUUCUGCCUUAAACGAAGCUGCUGAAACGUUGAAAACUUGGGAAGAGCCAAGAGUGGACUUUUGUUAUGUGAGCUCGGUUCUGUUCCGGUGCUGAGAACAAAUGUGCUCUCAGGUUCUCGCUAUUUCCAGGUGGGAUUUUAUUCCGGAAAUUCAGGCCUAGGAGUUGCAGUUGCCUGGGAUGUGCUGUGCAACAAAUUCUCUUCCCCAGAAGACCAGACUUUUUAGCGAUAAGGAAAGAUAUACUGGAAAGUGUCAGAUAGUAACACUUGCUCCUACGCCACAUGGUCUAACCUCCCUGAAAACAGAUUGUGAUGAAUGCUAAAUAAAAGGGAGGCUCCUGUAAGAUUCAAAUGUGCUCUGAAUUUUGCUAUUUGCAUGUGGCUCUGGUUGGCAGAUCUUUGGGUCCCCGUAAAAAGCAAAGUAGAUCUGACAGACUUAAAUUCUAUCCACCCCUAAUCUACGCAACAAACUUGCAUAUCUGUUUUUGGUUACCAGUUUUUGCCUGCUUGGUUUUCCUCCUGCCCACCCUGAAAGGAUCUUGGGAACUGUAGUUUUGGUGGCGAUGCCAAGACCUCAAAGAAAUUCUCAGCCUCCUUCGCACAGUUUCCUGGAGAGAACGCCUGACUUCUGAACCAUUUUGAAAGCUGUUGCGUGCAGAUGGAUUCAGCCGGAGUGUCAGACAGCAAAAGGCUGCUAGCCUGACCCAACGCGCAGUCUGUUUUUUUGGCCUAUAGGAGGGCAUCGGUAGAUGUGUAAAAGAUCUGGGAGGAUUUGAGAUUUUGCAUUAAAAUGUUUUCUCCCCGUUGGUUAUCUGAGAAUAAGCCCUGCUGCAGGGCUGCUCAUUUAUUCACAAAAGUAUUUAUAUACCAUCUCGUGUACAAUAUCAGUGGGGUGUAAGACAAUGGAUACUUUAAUAUAAUAAGAAAGACAAAAUACCAUACAGACAUUAGACAGUUCCAAACGAUCAUUUAGAAUGACGGGCCAGUCAUAAGAAAAAUUAAACAGAUCAGGCCCGUUGGCAUAAAAAGGUAUUCAUGAGAUACCCAAAAGUCAGAGGUGAGGAUGACUAAUGAAUCUCCGCUGUGUUGUUGUUGUUGUUGUUUUUAAUUAUAUCCUGCCCUUUCCCUAGGGUGGGACUCAAGGCGUCUUACGCAAAUCAAAACACAGAUAAAACACAGAAGGCUAUGAACGUAUAAAAGAUAAUAGUUAAAAGGCAAAGAAACAAUAAUAAAAUAAAAAUGAAUUUAUUAAACUACAAAUAGAAAAAAAACAGCACAGCACUCUUUAAAAGCCCUUUCCUUUAAAAAACAAAACUGUUAGUCCCCCAAAGCCAGUCAGAAUAAAAGUCUUUUGUUAUCCUGCCGGCGGAAGGGCAGCAAAGAGGGAGCCAGUCUGGCUUCUCUAAGCAGGGAGUUCCAAAGUUGCCUGGGAGCAGCCACCACCAAGAAGGCCCUGCCCCGCGUCCCUGUGAGGGUGGUGGGAGCGAGAGAAAAGCCUGCCCCAAAGAUCCCACAGCCCAGGCAGAUUCAAAGGGGAGAAUACGGCCCUUGAGACAGUCAGCGCCUAAGCCAGAUAGGGAUUUAUAACUCAUAACCGUCCGUGUGAAUUGUGAGCAGUGUCCAUCUCUGUUUUAAGGCGGUUUGGAAGCCACGUUGGCUGCGGUUGAGGAGCGAGGCCUUUGGGUCCUAGCGGGUAGCUCCGUGAAGACACCAACGCUCUGCGUGGCGGCAGCUAGGGAGGAAGCAAAUUCGGCGCGAGGAAUUGCGAUCUGCAAAUAAAACCAGUAAUAGAGCAUAAUGCCGUCACGUGCGAACCUACGGGGCGACCGCGCUUGGGACGCUGUGUAUAGUUCUGGUCACCCCAGAGAAAAGUUUCCUUCCUCUCUCGCAAUCGUAGAACCCAGGGCUGUUUGGUGCAGCUGGGUAGGGCAAGGCGAAAGAAAGUCCUUGUCACGCCGCGUCGUCCAAACGGUGGGCUACACUCCUGCAAGUGACAGGCGCCAUCUUGGAAGGCUUUGCAAAAGGAUUAGGCGGGUUCCCGGAGGACGGAGGCUGUCUGUGGUUGCUAGGCCGUGUUUUCCCUCCAUCGUUUGUUGGAAACCUCGAGAGGGGAGAGUCCUGCUUGCGGUCUUCCAAAGAGGUGGCCGUCAGAACAGGACGCUGGGCUCGAUGGACCUUGGCCCUGACCCAGCAGGGCUUUCUGCUUACGUUCACACAUGCACGCCAACACUUGAGAUGCUUGUGUCAUGCUGCGGACGGAUACUAAGGGGGUCUAACUCGAGCCGCGGACUCUGGGGCACGUCCUGGCGGAAAUGGCACAUGUUCCCGUCAGCCUGUCUGCCUUUGCCUUGGUUUCCCCCGCAGGAAACAACCGCAGCCUUCAUCUCAGGGGUGUUGCCUCUUGCGACGAAUGCCGGCAAUGUUUCCUAACCUCUCCGCAUGGAAAGGAGUCCGCUUGCAAGUUUUAUGCGGAGAUUUUCCGGCCCCGCCGCGGCCUUCCUGCGUAACCUGCAAGCCCCCUCGCUGAAGCUGACCCAAUAAAAGCGAUCCGCUUACCUGUUUCGGUUUGGCAGCUGUAAAAACCAGCAGUCAAUCUGGGUGUAGCUUUGACGGCUCGGCUCCUUGUAAAAUAUUUUCUUCCUCUUGACACCUGGGGAGUUGCCUGUGAUUCCUUGGCAAACAGAUGUCAAAUUGUUUAAGGCGUUUUUUGUCUUUAUCUCCUGUCAGGCAAUUCGGCAUGAAGAAUAUAUUCUUCCCGUUUGCCACUAGGAAACGCCACCCCUUUGCCGAAAAUGUGACAUUUAUGAUAGGUAAGAAUCUCACAUCUUGAGUGCUUCUGUGGAGCUAGUCUGGCACUCAUUCUGGUUUUUCUCUCUUCCCCCCCGUUUUUUUUAAACUGGUGCAUCCAGGUUUUAUCCUUCCUUGCAAAUGAAAAACCAGCCGAUCUGAAGUCACUUGACAUUGUCCCUUACGGGGGCUUCUGGCCUUGAUGGUCCUUGGUCCCGUCCCCCCCCCCCGAAACCGCGUGUGGCAAACUGUAAUCUGUUUCUGAUUGUAGCCUUUAUACCCUUUUGUCUUGCCGAGUAAUCUUGUGGAGAGGAUUCGGGGCGUGAGGGGUCCUGCCCUCGCUUCUGCGGCAAGGUCCGGUUGGAUGACCUUGAUGGUCUUUUGCAGAGAUGUAAUUGCAUAACGCGGUACUUUUCCUUCAGAAGCCUAUCAUUUCAGAGGAGGCAUUGUGUGCUAGUGAUUUCUUUUCCCUUCCUUUGGAAAAAAGAGAGACUUGUGUGUGUGUGUACGCACCGUACAUUUAAAGCACGUCCCCGCUCCUUUGCAAAGAAUCUUGGGAAAUGUAGCUCUGUGAGGUGUAAACUAUAGUUUCCAGGAUUCCCUGAGGGAAAGACACACUUUAAUGGUAUUGUGUGUGUGUCUGUGUGUAUGUGUCUAUAUAGUCAUACCUCAGGAGGAAUUCGCUUCCGCUUAAAUAUUUUCGGGUUGCGCUCCGCGGCGACCCAGAAGUAACGGAGCGCGUCACUUCCGGGUUUCGCCACUCGCGCAUGCGCAGACGCUCAAAAUGACGUCACGCGCAUGCGCAGAAGCGGUGAAACACGACCCGCAGACACACAGUCACGUCUUAUGUUCGCAUCCAGAGGUACCACUGUAUUCAACUUUUACUUCCAAGGAGGUUCACCUGGUUUUCCUCCUCUGCAUUUUCUCUUCACAUCAACCCUGCAACGUAGGUCGAGCCGAGAGGCCGUGAGUGGCCCAAGGUCAUCCAGUGAGCCUUAUGGCUGAGCGGGGAUUCAAACCUAGCUGCCAAGUCCGCUCUGCCCAGGGGUGAUUUCCAGACCAUGCAGAUGGAUGGCACAAGAGUCCCUUUGAUCAUGUGCAAAGUGCCUUUUCCUCGCGACCGGUUUUCACGAAUGGUGCGUGAUGCCACAAGGAAUAAUGCUGAACUCUGAAGCCCAGCCUGAUUUCCUCUCUUGUCUCUCAGAAGUCUGGAAUUAUUCCAAAACCAUUCCCGGUUUUAUGCACUUCAGACUCACUGCGUCAACACCAUCACCACAGCCGCCUUCAAGUCCCUCAGGCCGUUCGGGAUAAACGAGAUAUUUUAAAAUUAAAGUGAUGCCUUUUCUCUCUCUGGAGCAACAAACCGAACAAAACCGGGGUUUUCUGCCUCCUCGUUUUAAACAAAUAAACAAAUCUCCCGAAUUCCGACACUGAAUCUCUCAAAUGCGUCUUUGGGGCGGAUGCACAGAUGUUUAUGCGGCAGAAAAGUUGCUGUUGUUUUGCAGGCCCUCCGAGUGCCUUCCGGAAGGUUCCGUUUUGUUGUAGGCGUAAGGAAACAUCUUUUACAAAUUCAUAUUUCCACAUUGCUUAUUAACGGUUGCAACAUUGAGGGGCAGAUCCCGGUAUGCAUAUGCAUAUGUGCCAUUGCCAAAUAUUACAUUGGAACAAAGUGUUAACGAUUGCGCAGCUGCCCCAGCCCAGAAAUAAUCCAUCCGUCUUGAAACCCAUGCGAAUUCAGAUGGGGGUGGUGUUGACAGCUACAUUGCUGAUUCUGAUACCCAGAUUCCCAGAUAUUUUUCACCAGCUCUGAUCAGUGAGGCAGUACGAUUAAUCAACGAAUGUUUUAAUCAUGGGUUAAAACUUUGCUGCCGGAUAGUUCUAUUAGCUAAUCAAUCAAAAGCUUGGUUGUUGUUGUUGAGUCUUGUCUGACUCUUCGUGACCCCCUGGACCAGAGCACGCAACGCACUCCUGUCUUCCACUGCCUCCCGCAGUUUGGUCAAACUCAUGCUGGUAGCUUCGAGAACACUGUCCCACCAUCUCGCCCUCCGUCGUCCCCUUCUCCUUGUGCCCUCCAUCUUUCCCAACAUCAGCGUCUUUUCCAGGGAGUCUUCUCUUCUCAUGAGGUGGCCAAAGUCUUGGAGCCUCAGCUUCAGGAUCUGUCCUUCCAGUGAGCACUCAGGGCUGAUUUCCUUCAGAAUGGAGAGGUUUGAUCUUCUUGCAGUCCAUGGGACUCUUAAGACUGUCCUCCAGCACCAGAAUUCAAAAGCAUCCAUUCUUCGGCAAUCAGCCUUCUUUAUGGUCCAGCUCUCACUUCCAUACAUCACUACUGGGAAAACCAUAGCUUUAACUAUAUGGACCUUUGUUGGCAAGGUGAUGUCUCUGCUUUUUAAGAUGCUGUCUAGGUUUGUCACUGCUUUUCUCCCAAGAAGCAGGCGUCUUUUAAUUUCAUGACUGCUGUCACCAUCUGCAGUGAUCACGGAGCCCAAGAAAGUAAAAUCUCUCACUGCCUCCAUUUCUUCCCCUUCUAUUUGCCAGGAGCUGAUGGGACCAGUGGCCAUGAUCUUACGGUAGUUUUUUUUUUAUGUUGAGCUUCAGACCAUAUUUUGUGCUCUCCUCUUUCACCCUCAUUAAGAGGUUCUUUAAUUCCUCCUCAAAUCGAAAGCUAGAUAAGCCUAAAUUUACUUUUUAAACAACAACAACAACUGCAAAACACCUUGUUUGAUCAUCUUCUGUGCAGACAGGGAUAUGGAUUGUAAACAAGGCUCUGGAAGUGAUUUAUUGUACACAAGGCCUCUGGUUGUCUUUCUUGGUUCUGACUGAUCAUCAGGCUCACAAAAAAACCACACCCAUCUAGGAAACCCAGAAGGUGCAAUUCCUCAGGAUCCUGAUUAUAUUUUGGGGCGAGGGUUCCCAUGGACUGAGCUUCAUCCAGGUGUGUCUGUGAUUGUUCUUAGGUGAGCAGGGUGGGCCAGAAGUGAUGGGGAGGAGGCAGCCUGGUACCCAGAAGUCCAGUCUUGGUUCCAUCUUUUAUUUGUAUUUUCAUUGCUCCUUUCUCUCCCCCCCCCUUAUCUGUUGCAUUUCACUGUACUUCAGCUUGAAUUCCGUAGACUUGUUCUUAACGCAGUAAAAUGCAAUGGAUAAGAAAUAAAGGAAGCGAUGAAUGUUCAAUCGGAAACCCGGAAGCAUCUGGCACAGAGGGAAAGAGGGGAGAAAUCAUUAACUGGUCCACUGAGAUCCUUGGAAAAUCCUGCUUCUCGUCCAUCUGAAAUUUGGGGGUUUGCCAUUAUCCUUCACCCUGCAGACCUGGAGACCAACCGCAUCUUCCUUUAAGACGAGACCUUUCGUGUUUGCGAAGAUUGCUAUCGUGUUCCCUCAUGGCCUUCCCAACCCCAAGCUAAACCACUCCAGCUCCUUUGAACUUUCCUAGAUAUUUUCUUCCCCAGGCCUCAAAAAGCAUUUUGGAGCGUCUAGGAUCUCCCCCACUAUUUUUCACAAGGGAUCGUAAGUGAGGGCGUUAUCUUGGGAGAGAGGGCAGUUUGCCGGCUGGGGCAAGUCUUUUGCAGAUGUUUUUCACGGCGGGGCUAGUGGAAUUAAAUUCUUACUGCUUUCAAGAGAUAAAGCAGCUUUCUGGGUUUUUGGGGAUUUUUGGAAAUCGACCCGAUGUAUUCCGGCGGAUUUUUGUAAAAAGUGUGCAUGUGGUUUCGUGGCAGCUUCCACAGGGCAGUUUUGCUAUAAACCUCAGAACAUAAGAAGAGCAAGCCAAUGACCCAUCAUAGUCCAACAUCCUGUCUCUCACAGUGGCCAACCAGGUGUCCGUGGUGGGAACCCCACGAUCAGGAUUCAAACGCAAGACCCCUCUCUCUUCCUGCAGUUUCCAGAAACUGCAGUUCAGAAGAUUUGCUGCCUCCAUGGCUUGUAGUCCCCCGUAGCCCUCUCUUCCAUGAAUUUGUAAAAUCCUCUGUAAAAGCUAGCCGGUUUGUUUCUCGCUGCUACUUCCUGUAUGAGUGAGUCCAAUAGUUUAACACAGUUAAUCCUCUGAGCAGGUUUAACACUGGAUACGACCCUUGGUACUGUUCCUUCAUACAAAUUUAUUUAUUUUAUUUUAAUUUUUUCAAAAAAAAAAUUAUUAGUUUUCCAAAUUUAUAACAAACAUAUCCACAAACAUAAAAAGAAAACAUCAAACAAACAAACAUAUAUCCUGACUGUAGAAAUUUGUUAUCAUUGUUAAGUGACUUCCUCGAAUCCCCCUGGCUGAGUUUCCAUAUAAAUCAUUGUAUCAGUUUUCCAAAACUGAUUUCGCAUAAAAUUUACUUAGUCCAUUAACAUCUAUCUUUCUUUUCAUUUUAACUUUUAUCCAUAGUAUUCUACAACAUCACAUAUUUUAAAUCCUAGGCCAAUCUCGCAAGUAAUUCUAUUUAAGUUAUCUUAACAUAUUUAACUAAAUAUAGUCUUUGAAUUUCUUCCAUUCCUCUUGAUACUCCUCCUCCUUCUGGUCACGGACUCUUCCGGUCAGGUCGGUCCUUCAUACAAAUUUAGGGCAGUAUCCACAUGACACGAUCCUCAUCCGAAUGCCAAACCUGUGUCAUCUUCUCAUUCCUUCUUCCAGUAAGAUUGUCUUCCACAAACACGGUUUUAACAAUGAGUCCGUAAGUGACUGUGGAGGCCAAUUCUGGACCCACACAUCCUUCCACAGUGGGGACAUUGGUUCCCGGGCGGGAGUUGAUCACGGUGUGGAUUUGCCAAGCUUGCCUUCCUCUUAGCCCAUUUCUCCCUUGCGUCCUGAGUUCGAGUGUCUUCAAAGCCCAGGACACCUUUGGUCAAGGCUGUUCUCCAACUGGAGCGCUCACAGGCCAGUGUUUCCCAAUUGUCAUUGUUUAUACUCCAUUUUUUAAGGUUUGCUUUGAGGCAGUCUUUGAACCUCUUUUGUUGACCAUUACGCUUUCCAUUUCUAAGUUCAGUUCAUUCUCAUUUACUUACCACUUCCAUGGAAAAUCAUCCAAUAAGUUAAAACAAAGCUUAAGGCCCUUCAGAAACCAUCAGUCUGGUUUAAACUGGGGGCAGAGAAUACGGGAAGGGGUCUUCGGAUGAGGACAGUGUUAUGCAGACAUUGAGAACUACUUGCAUGCAUAAGCAGAACAGUCCAUUAUUAUUAUUAUUAUUAUUAAUAAUAAUAAUCUGUUGGUAUACCACAUAUCUCAGGGUGGUUCACAAUUAAAAUUCCAAACGAAAACCACAAAAUGCAUUGUAGAAAUAACAGCAGCAGCAGCAGCAAGAACAACAACAAACCAAUACCCUUCCCUGCAACCAGGGAUAGAAAUUAGCCCAGGCUCCAGGGGCGAAUGGGUCCAUUUGCGACCACAUAGAGAUCCCUGGAUACCAGGUUGGCAGCUGGGCAAAGCAAAAUGUCCCUUAAGAGAAAGCUCUGAAAUAUUUCCCUUGGAAGUUUGGAUUUGUUUUAUUCUGUGUUCUUUCAUUUGAUGUUCCUCCGUGUUGUAAACCGCUUUGAGGUUUGUGUCUUUUUAAAGCGGUAUAGAAAUGAAUAGCAACAAACGACAAAUUUAAUGGGGGGCGGGGAGAGAAAACGGUGCCUAGACAGCGCACUGUGGCGGCCGAAACCUAAAUUUAAGGUGUCAUUUGGCAAUCGGCUUAUAUACUUGAGAUUCUGAUGCUGCCCGCAACAUAUUUAUAAAAGGGCAUUGGAUGUUGAUCGUGAGUCCGUGAAAAACUUCCAUGAAGGGCCUGGCAAGAACCUUCAGUGCCAUAAUAUUGCAUUAACUCUGUUCAGAAGCGCAACAUUUCCUCCUGUGAAAAAGAUCGUUUGCCAUCUCCCCCCUCUGUGUUUUUUGUUUUUUCCCCAAAAAUUUUACUGAUUUUCCAAAAUUUUAAACAAACAAACAUAAAUCAUAACUGAACUUGGUCCAGUCUUAGUAACAUUGUUAAAUGACUUCCUCAAAUUCCCUUGACUGAAUUUCAUUAUAUAUAUUUUGGUUUUCCAAAAUAAAGUCUCAUAAAUUUUACUUCUGCUUUUUUUGGGGGGGGGGGUGAUAAUAAUAAUAAUAAUAAUAAUAAUAAUAAUAAUAAUAUAUUUUUUAUUUAUAUCCUGCCCUCCCCAGCCAAAGCCGGGCUCAGGAUGGCUAACAACAAUAAAAUAAGACAACAUUUUAAAAUCGUUUCAUUAAAAAAUUACUUCAAAUCAAAUUGAUGGCAACCAUUGGGUAGAGUUCUGUGAAGAUUGCCAAAGGAGGGGGUCAGGCUGUGCCCUGGCCAAAGGCCUGGUGGAACAGCUCUGUCUUGCAGGCCCUGCGGAAAGAUGUCAAGUCCCGCAGGGUCCUAAUCUCUUGACCAGGGAUGUUCCCUUUGUGGUACCCACAGCUGUGAUGGUGCAUAGCACCACAUUGCACCUGAUAAGUCCCAGAAUCUCUCUUGCAAUACCCCUGAAUUUAGGUUUCUCCCCCUUUUUUCUUCUUCCCCUAAAUUGAGUUUGCAACCCCCCCAAUCCGCACCGCUCCCCGCCGAACGAGACCUUUUAAAAGCUCGUAGCGCAAUGAGCUCUGUGGUGGUUAAUGAUGGCUGGGGAGAGCAAUAAGGCGCUUUUCAGGUGGGGCACAUCUGCUUACAGGUGUUGCAGGAUAGCGCAUGAAGCUUCGGCAUGUGACCGUAAAUCCACCUUCCUGUUCGGCCCUCGACUGCUUUUAAAAACUGGUUUCCUGCCCAUAUUGAAAACCGCAUUACAUUAAUUCCUCCCCAGCCCACCCCCGUGCACACAAACGGUGAAAAAAAACAGAAAAAGAACCGGGGGGGGGGGGGGAAUCUACAAAGUCCUUUUUUGUAUUGUGGUUCUUUCAGACGCUGCUUUUUUUGUUGUUCCAUGGUACAGAUUUGGUUUAUGGGGCUAACAUUUUUGGUUCUCGUCGGUGUUUUUUGGCUAGGCACCGAAUGGAAAUUGUGAUGACUAUAGACGAUCUACAAAGAGUUUUGAGUUUGGUUUUUUUAAAAGGGGGGUCAUCUUUUUCUCCUUUGUGCGAGCGACUCUCAUGUCCUUUCCACUGCCGUGUGCGCACUUAAAUAUCUGCUGAUGCGGCCCAGUAAAUCCCAGCUUUCUCCUUUUAUUAAAAUCGACAGUUCUGUGGACAGGCUCAGCUGCCUUGGCGGCGAAGUCUCCAAAGACUCCUCUGCUUACGACGUCGAAAUUCCCGAUAAAAUUAAGGAGCAAAUAAUUGCACGCCCCUAAUCGGGCUCCGCAAGGGUGUCGCUGGUGUGACCUUCACGCCGUGCAGCGAUGGCCGGACUGCCGGCGAAGAAGGAAACCUCCCUUGUACCAGAUCUCCAUCGCCUUUGAACCUGAUCUAGCAUAGCUCCUGGCCAGGCAAGGUCCCAAGUGGUAUCCCGUCUCCUGAAAAUAAAUAAAAGUCUUGACUUGGGGAUCAAGAUGGGCUGAUCGGUCAGUUUCAGUUUCUCUCAGGCUCCUAAGUUUCUGAGUCUCAGAUCUCCACAUUUCCAAAUCAGUAUGCAACUUUAAAAAAUAAAUAAAUUCAACAGAGGUGUUUUAGCGCUGAUUUCUUCCGAUACGAGUCAUUUGCCCUAAUGCAUUUAUUUAAUGCAAUAUAAUGUACCGUAUUUUUCGCUCUAUAAGACGCACCAGACCACAAGACACACCUAGUUUUUGGAGGAGGAAAACAAGAAAAAAAAAUAUUCUGAAUCUCAGAAGCCAGAACAGCAAGAGGGAUCGCUGCGCAGUGAAAGCAGCAAUCCCUUUUGCUGUUCUGGCCUCUGGGAUAGUUGCGCAGCCUGCAUUCGCUCCAUAAGACGCACACACAUUUCCCCUUACUUUUUAGGAGGGAAAAAGUGAGUCUUAUAGAGCAAAAAAUACGGUAUAUAUAUAUUAUUUUGGGUUUACAAAAAUAAUUAAAUAAAAAAAAUUUAAAAAAAUUAUUUUGGGUUUAUAAAUUUACGCAUUUAUAUGCACACUUUACGCUAGUGUAGCGGCUCCCAACUUUUAUGGGUACAUAGACCCAUUUUUAACCUCAAGACAUUUCCCUGAAGACACCCCCAGCACCCUUGCCCUAAUUGUUUAUUUUAGGCUCCGCUAAAUAACGAAACCAAACGAUGAAAAGCCUCAUUUGCAACUGUGCCAAAGUCAAAGAAAGCAGUAAACAUUUAUUUAUUUCCUCCAUGCACCCGGCGGCCAGCAAACCAAGCGUUUAGUUCCAAAAGGUAUUAAAUAUGAAUUUAUUUAUUCCUAAAUAUGAAUUCAUUCAUUCAUUUUCCCAGUAUACUUACUGAUCAAGCCCAUUAGUUAAUUCAGAAAUGUAUGAAAGAUAACUUUAUUCAUAGCCAUAAAUAAAUUCCUUCAUCCGUUUUCCCGGGGUACCCAAUGAUCAGCAGCCCAACUAAUCGAUCAGACUGAACUAAAAUACAAAUUUAUUUAUUUAUUUCCAAGUGAACCGGGUUGAAGCAAUCCCCGAGAGAAUUAAAAUGAAAACUGUAAUUGCCACUAAUGUUACAUAUUCCCACGCAGAGGACUGCCGGCUGUAUAGUUCAAUGAAAUCCCCAACCCCUGUCAGUAAAGCUAUUUAUGUGUACAGCUAAAUCGAUUCUAUCUUACUUAUAUUUAUUGUCUGAUAAGGAUUAGGAGGGGGAAAGCCCGACAACAGUCCACAAAAAUCAAAACAAUAAAUCUCUGUGUGUGCGGUGUAACACCGUGAAGUUGUUGCAGGAAGUACCACACUUUUUAACGACAAAAAAAGGGGCCGGUACCCUUGAGGGAAAAACCCUGUCUGUGCACAACGCAACGUAAGAAACCAAAACACGCCAGGCACACACACACCGGGGACAACGUUGGGAAGUCCAUGUCCCUGGGAUUUGCCGCCAGUCUGUUUUGUGUACGCCUUGCACCAAGCACCAACAAAGGAAAAAGCAGGAAGGCCACAGACCGUAAGCCACUGGACCAUGUUCCCACGCUUUUGGGCGGCCACAAGAUCCUCAGGAAUAUUCCAGCAUCCCUGGGGGUGGAGAUGGAGGAGGAGGCAGCAACAACAGAGGAAAGCGAGCGAGUGGAAAAAUCAGUAAGACUGGGAGGCACUUUCCCUGUGUACGCCUUUCGGUACACGGCUCGAGAAAGCAUUGCAAAAUCUGGAGAGGUGUGGAUUUCGGUGGAUGGCCGUCGUUCGGUUCGCGUAUUGUUUCGGAAGUGUGUGAGCUUGUCAUUAAAGGAGAGCCAAAUUGGGGUUUUUCUCUCAGAUUCCCCCCCCCCAAUGAAUCUGGGGACACUUUUCAACUUCAGUGGAUUUUGUAUGGGGACUGAUGUGUAAAUCCGGGGACCGUCCCCGGGAAACGGGGACGUCUGGUAACCUUACUUUAGUGGUGUGGGCAAACUUAAUGAUGAUGAUGAUGAUGAUGAUAUAUUUAUACCCUGCCCAUCUAGCUGGGUUUCCCCAGCCACUCUGGGUGGCUUCCAACUGAACAUUAAAAACAAUACAGCAUCAGACAUUAAAAACUUCCCUAAACAGGGCCGCCUUCAGUUGUCUUUUAAAAGUAAAAUAGUUGUUUAUUGCCUUGACAUCUGCUGGGAGGGUGUUCCACAGGGUGGGUGCCACCACUGAGAAGGCCCUCUGCCUGGUUCCCUGUAACCUCACUUCUCGCAAUGAGGGAACCGCCAGAAGGCCCUCGGAGCUGGACCUCAGUGAACAAUGGGGGUGGAGAUGCUCCUUCAGGUAUCCUGGGCCUUUGAGGCCAUUUAGGGCUUUAAAGAUCAGCACCAACACUUUGAAUUGAGCUCGAAAACAUACUGGGAGCCAAUGUAGGUCUUUCAAGACAGGUGUUAUGUGGUCUCAGCGGCUGCUCCCAGUUACCAGUCUAGCUGCCUCAUUCUGGAUUAAUUGCAGUUUCCAAGUCCCCUUCAAAGGUAGCCCCACUUAAGCCCGACAUAGAGGAAACGGAUUGUCUCCCUCUCUCGCAACGCUAGAAUUCGUGGCCAUAACAAAGGAGCCUGAAAGUUGGAAGAUUCAGGGCGCAUAAAAAGAAGGGCUUCUUCAUGCAGCCCACAUGAAACUCUGGAACUCGCUCCCAAAGGCAGAAGCGAAUGGCGCCAACUUGACUUUGAAAGAGGAUUCUGGGAGAAAAAGCUUCCAGUGGCAACAGGCCAUGAUGGUUAUCUGUGGUCAGAGGCAGCGAUGCUUUCAGGUACCAGUUUUUGGAAGCUACUGGGAGAGGUGAGUUGAUAUUGUGCUUGAAUCCUGCUUGCGUGUUUCCAAUGGGGGCAUCUGGUUUUCCUCUGUGAGAACAGGAAGGUGGGGCGCUGGCCUGAUCCAGGAACCUCUCCUAAUGUUGUUAUGGGUGCGAGCGAGCAAAGCCACAUGCUGCGAGGGUGGGGGGUGGAAAGGAAAGGAAAUUCCUUCUCGGCUGCACACAAUUAACUUCAGAAAUUUAUUGCCACGUUUGGGCGGAGGGGAUCACGAGCUUUUAACAGGACGAGGUGAGCGUUCCCCAACCCGGCGCUCACCAGAUGGCCUGGGCUGCAGCUCCCGUCAGAAAACAGAACAUCUGGAGGGGGGGUACCAGGAUUGGGAAGGCCGGAUUAGGCAAAUGGAGGGGGAGGUAAUGGUGAACAACUCCGGAACCUCUCUCUGUCCCCGGCAGCGUAUCUCCCCGAUCGCCAGAUGUGGGGGGCAGGAGAAGGCCUAGCAGUUGCUACCAUGCCUUCCCCGCUCCUGAGUUUUCCGGAGACAUCUGGCCGGCCACUGUUAGCCGACCCGGAGUGCCAAACUACAUUGCUCUUCCCUCUGACCUGAGACAGCGAUUCUUAUCGUCUUAUGUUGCUGCCUAAUUUGACUCGGGAAAUAAUUUUCCUUCUCGAAGCCCAAGUCCUAGCAGCCCUCGCCCCCCGGAAGGGAGCGUCGUUUCCCCCCUCGAGUGCUGCUUUAGUGCAAAACGUGCAACCGAACACACACACACACACACUGCGCACGGGAGGCCGUGUACAUGUUGCUGUUAUUUUUAAAACCAAGGCGAUAACGGCGGUUAUCAAUCACAACCAGCCGCCGAGGGCCUUCCCUUAAAAGCUGAAAAUAAUAUCUGAAAGCUUGUUGAUGGAGGAUUAAGCUGGAGUUAUCCAUCGGAAGGGAAACUCGGCUGGGCGAGGGCGGCUCCAUCUCGGACGCCUGGCUGCGGCCAUUCUCGAUACCCACCGAGGGGAGGAACUGAAUUGUGUCCAUUUCCAGGAACUCUGGUGGAAAGCGAGGGCUCAAAUUAAACCCUUCAGCGGCCCACUGUGAUGGGAGGGCGAUUAGCUAGCCGUAAUACCAGCUCCUGCCCCUUCCACUUUCCUGGUCGUGAUUCUUUGGGCAAAUCAUCUCGGCAUUGUGUCCAAUUGGUCAAAUCAUCAUCUAUUGUGAACGUCGAAUGGUGGGAAAGGGGACCUUUAUUUGUGGCAUAAUUUUCCUCCCUCCUCCGUCUCCUCCUGCCUUUUCUUUGGCUCCUGUUUUGACUUCUUGCUCUCCCGUCCUUCCAGCCCUUUGUGUGAUUCAAGAGCCCCUUGGAAACCAGAGCAGGGAGAACGGGGGGGACGGGGACGGGGGACGUUCGUUGGUGAAGUGCCAUCGUGUCACCUGGCCUCCGUGCAUCUAGCAAAAGAGCAGAGGCCCAGCCGCCGAUCGAUGUUCCCGAGGCACUUAAAAAUCAGUCCCCUCUUGUUAAAUCAACAGGCAACUGUUCAGCCGGCGGGUAAUUUGCCGCACUAAUCUAUAUGGGGCUGCGCGAGUGCCGGCAACAGAUCUAUGGGCGCCCUUGCGAAACCGUGAGCGUGGAAAGACGCUUUUUUUUUGAGCGGGGAACAGGAAACAGUGCGAUGCUUUCUACACACACACACACACACACACACACACACAGUGAGGUGGAAGCAAUUUGCCCACAAUGCAUCACUUAUGGGCAUUGUUUGCGUGGGGCAGAAAGUAGAAGGCCUCUGAAGUCUCCAGGCUGGUCUGGUGCCCCUCUCAUGGGGGCAGGAGGAGGGUCUGAAUCUCCCAGCGAGUGAGAGUGCCUUUAAUUCUUGUUAUUUUUAAAUUAAGAUUGUGCAUGCAGCUUUCAAACUUCAGCCCAGCAGGAGCUGGCUGCAAAUAGUAGUAUAAACUUGGGAGGGUAGAGGAGGCCCUCCAAUUCUCCCUCCUCCCCUCUCCCAAUUAACCCCCAUUUCCACGGCUCAGGCCUCGUUUUUUAUUUGAAUGACAUGCUCUCGGCAACUGUGGUUCAUGACAUCGCUAGGGUCUGCCCUGUGACAUCACUGGGGCCCGUCCCAUGACAUCACAAGCAGCUGCCUCCAGGUCUCAGGUUUGGGCCCUGAAAUCUGGGAUUCCCCCUGAUUUGGCAUUCCUUGUCCUUGUCCGUUUUCAGCCUUGAAUGGCGAGACGGGAUGAAAUGCAAACAAGGUGUGACUCUCGAAACAUGGCCGCAGAGUCGCCAACCAUCCUGGUUUGGCUGUGGCGGCUUGGCGGAGACAUAAUGAAUGGAGGAUGGAUGGAGGCUAACAGAUUGAGGUUGAAUCCUGACAAGACAGAAGUACUGUUUUGGGGGGACAGGGGGUGGGCAGGUGUGGAGGACUCCCUGGUCCUGAAUGGGGCAACUGUGCCCCUGAAGGACCAGGUGCGCAGCCUGGGAGUCAUUUUGGACUCACCGCUGUCCAUUUAGGCGCAGGUCAAUUCUGUGUCCAGGGCAGCUGUCUACCAGCUCCAUCUGGUACGCAGGAUGAGACCCUCCCUGCCUGCGGACUGUCUCACCAGAGUGGUGCAUGCUCUAGUUAUCUCCUGCUUGGACUACUGCCAUGCACUCUAUGUGGGGCUACCUUUGAAGGUGACCUGGAAACUACAACUAAUCCAGAAUGUGGCAGCCAGACUGGGGACUGGGAGUGGCAGCCGAGACCAUAUAACACCAGUCCUGAAAGACCUACAUUGGCUCCCAGUACGUUUCCGAGCACAAUUCAAAGUGUUGGUGCUGACCUUGAAAGCCCUAAAUGGCCUCAAAGGCCCAGUAUACAUGAAGGAGCGUCUCUACCCCCAUCGUUCAGCCUGGACACUGAGGUCCAGCUCUGAGGGCCUUCUGGCGGUUCCCUCCCUGCGAGGAGCCAAGUUACAGGGAACCAGGCAGAGGGUCUUCUUGGUGGUGGCUCCCGCCUUGUGGAAUGCCCUCCCGUCAGAUGUCAAAGAGUAGAACAACUACCAGACUUAGAUGACAUCAGAAGGCAGUCCUCUUUAGGGAAGCUUUUAAUGUUUAACGGAUCACUGUAUUUUAGUACUCUGUUGGAAGCCGCUCAGAGUGGCUGGGGAAACCCAGCCAGAUGGGUGGGGUAUAAAUAAUAAAUUCUAUUCUAUUCUAUUCUAAUGUCUACAUGGUCAUAAUUUUACAUAUCAGUUUUGGUUAUGCAUCUUUGAAUUCUGGAGUCUGUGUGUGUGUGUGUGUGUGUGUGUGUGUGUGUAUACACAAACAAUCACCUCCUGCUUUCUAGAAUCGGCUCUACCAUUGGGGAGAGGUGACAUGCUUAGGGAAUAUAGUUAAAAUGGUCAUUUAGCUCAGCCUUUGCCAACCCGGCGCCUUGCAGCUGCUUUGCACUACAACUCCCGUCGACGGGAGUUGUAGUUCAAAGCAGCUGGAGGGCGCCGGGUUGACAGAGGCUGGUGGAUUUCACAGCCACUGCAGCUUCAUUUUUUAAAGAGUUUGGGGUUGCUAUUUGGAUUUUCUCCCUAGGGCACCGAAACGCAGGGCUGUGGCGCUGGCCAGCCCUCGGGAGUUAGGCCGGAGGCUACGCAGCAAGCGUUCCUGAGGUUAUUUUGCUGAGGAGCAGACGAGAGUAGCUGGUGCUGCUCUCCUUAAUUAGGUCACGAACAAUUUGGAGCAGUUUGAUGCUAAAAUAAAAAUAAUGUUAUGCCCCAGACUCUUUGAAAGGAGUUUUUAAACUCUUCGGCGAGGAGGGCAGCUUACAAAAUGUGGAUCUCAGCAAUUCUAUUCUGUACCUUAUAUGCUGUGUUUCCCUUUAGGGGAAAGAUAUCCCCUUUUGUAUUUAUUUGUUUGUGGUUUUGCAUGUUAUUAUUUUUUUCCCCUUCCAGAGUUGGAAACCUCUUGGUCCCAAGUUUAUUUUUUGGGGGCGCUAACCUUUUUCUUACGGUUUCUAGGGCGCAUAGCACCAAAAUCAAGGGCCUUGAGAGGUUUUGCUAGGUGGUGGUGCCAUUAUUUAAACUUAACAGUCCUUUGAAAAAAACCAAAGCAAAAGUAGUUUAAAUAAAGCAGGGGUCAGCAAACUUUUUCAGCAGGGGGCCGGUCCACUGUCCCUCAGACCUUGUGGGGGGCCGGGCUAUAUAUAUUUUUUGGGGGUAGUUUGCCUACCCAUAAAAUAGACUUCUAAAAUGUUACAGUAUUCUGAUAGGCAUCACACACACACACACACACACAGCCUCAGAGGUUUUGGAGACCAGGGCGUGCUUCCAAAAAUAUUUUAAGUGCGGAAAUAAAUCCUCCAAUUACUGGUUUUCUUUUUAAUGAAAAAUGAAAUGCAUCAAAGAAGUGCGUUUUCUAGGGUGCAUCUAACAAGCCUCAGCCUUCCUGUCAUUCUUUUAUUUUUAAAAUGUCUCUCUCGGUGUCGUUCCAGCAGGGAACUCUUAAAGGCAAACAGCGUAGCAAUAAAUAUCAAAAUAAGGCAACAGCAAAAUCAGCAGACAGAACAGAUCGCAUUUGGCAAGGAAAACCCAGCUUAUCAGCGGUUAAAAAGCAAACAAAAGAAAUCUCCAUUUAGUUCUUUAACUAGCUGAACCUUCAUCUGGUCUUGGGAGGCCGACUUUUGACCUUCCCCAGAUAUCAAUCCCAGAAAUGCAAAGCGAGGGGUCAUUGAGGAGUGGGGAACAGACCCCCCUCGGAGGAAGACCCUUAGGUACCAAAGUCUUGAUCGAUUUAGGACCUUAAAAGCAACAACAAGCAUCUUGCACUGAGUACAGAUCAAAUAGGACCAGCGUUUGUUAGGUUUUUUAAUUUAUCAGUUGUGUGGAAACAAGUUUCAGUGCUAAUAAUAAUAAUAAUAAUAAUAAUAAUAUUUGUACCCCACCUCAUAUACUAGGUUCCCCCAUACAUACUGUAUAUGGGAACUAAAAAUAAAGUCUGUACAGUGGUACCUCGGGUUAAGUACUUAAUUCGUUCCGGAGGUCCGUACUUAACCUGAAACUGUUCUUAACCUGAAGCACCACUUUAGCUAAUGGGGCCUCCUGCUGCUGCCGUGCCGCCGGAGCACGAUUUCUGUUCUUAUCCUGAAGCACUAUUUCUGGAUUAGCGGAGUCUGUAACCUGAAGCAUAUGUAACCUGAAGUGUAUGUAACCUGAGGUACCACUGUAAAUGCUUCUUUCCGUAGGGCUGUUUUAAGUCGGAUUGCUGUUUGAAACACUUUAGUUCUGGAUUCUUGACGUGAGUUAGGUCUAAAGUAAAGGUAAAGGGACCCCUGACCAUUAGGUCCAGUCGUGGCCGACUCCGGGGUUGCGACGCUCAUCUUGCUUUACUGGCCAAGGGAGCCGGCGUACAGCUUCCGGGUCAUGUGGCCAGCAUGACUAAGCCGCUUCUGGCGAACCAGAGCAGCACACGGAAACGCCGUUUACCUUUCCGCCAGAAUGGUACCUAUUGAUCUACUUGCACUUUGACGUGCUUUCGAACUGCUAGGUUGGCAGGAGCAGGGACUGAGCAACGGGAGCUCACCCCGUUGCGGGGAUUCGAACCGCUGACCUUCAGAUCGGCAAGUCCUAGACUCUGUGGUUUAAGUUAGUUAAGGCCUAACUCUUCCUCCUGCUCUGCUUCUUUCCCCCUGGGGAAAACCGCUCUUUGGUGCUCAUUUGGAGCAAACAGCAAUUUGGUUUGCCAUGGUUUGCAGUUUGUUCCAAUUUAAAGCUAAGUGGUAGGUUUUCCCUGGGAAAGGAUUGGUGCAAGGGGGAAACCGCUUGGACCCGUGCUUAUUAGGCACUGGACAAGCGGAACCGGGGACGAGCCCAUCGCUCACUACUGUAAAAUUCAGAAAAUUGUAGGCAUUUAUUCUAAGCCAAGUCAUUCAGCACAGCAAAAAGCGAGUGGUCUAGGCAGCAGCGGUCUGAAAGGCAGAAGUCAACAGUUUGUGCUGGGCUUGUGGCCAAAAUAAUAGGAAUUUAGGCUAGACAGUUGACAAUCGAUCUGCAUCAUUUAUGGGAAACAAGGGAAUGUAUUAGGGCAGGAUAAAUGGCUUGACCAGCCUAGCUAGCACAUUUCGCCUAAACGAGUGAUAGCAUUUGGUGCAAUAAUGAGGGUAUAAAAGGCGAAAGAACAUGGAGACGGGAGUAAUUUGCAUGUUUAAUCUGAACCAGUUCCAGGCAAACAGUCUCGCCUCUGGAUGAGCCCCUAAGUCUUCCCCAAGGCAUGUGCAAAGUGUUGCAGUAGUCGAGCCUGGAGGCUACUAGCGCAUGGACAGCCAUGAUCGUGUCUGCCCCAAAGAAUGGGCAUAGCUUGUAAAAUGUGCUCUUGAGCAACCAGAACUGCUACCUGAUGGCUUAUUCCCACAUACCUUUUCUCCGCUGUUCCAGAAAUGGUCCGCGAUUCAAAGCUCCACGUCGGAGCAUCCUUUUUCUUAAUUUUCUCUUUUGCUCCAGAGCUUUCCCUGCAAAAACCCACUCUUUAGAGCUCAAUCGGAGCAAACGGGAAUCCACACAAAAUCUGAAUUGAUGUUUGCUCCAAUUGAGCUUUCGAGAGUGGGGUUUUCUCUGGGGCGAGAAAAAAGGGCGUUAAAGCCUGAAAAAGGCGGGGCAAAAGCUAAAUGUGGAUAAACCCUUGAGUCUCUGAAAAAGCCUCUAUAGUGGUACCUCAGGUUAAGUUCUUAAUUCAUUCCGGAGGUCCGUUCUUAACCUGAAACUGUUCUUAACCUGAAGCACCACUUUAGCUCAUGGGGCCUCCUGCUGCCACCACGCGAUUUCUAUUCUCAUCCUGAAGCAAAGUUCUUAACCUGAAGCAUUAUUUCUGGGUUAGCAGAGUGUGUAACCUGAAGCGUAUGUAACCUGAAGCGUAUGUAACCUGAAGCGUAUGUAACCUGAGGUACCACUGUAGAUGGGAUCAAGGCAAACUUGCCUCUUAAGGAGGAAUAGCAGGCCUCAUCCUGCACGUGCUGUACACCCAACCCUGGACAAAGCGAUCCUCCAGCCAGCAGUCCUUUUUGUCUUUAAUUUGGAUUAAGUUUCAGAUUUAUUUCAUAAAAUUUAUAUACCGCUUGAUCGUAAAAAAAAAAAGCAAAGCGGUUUACAAAAAAGAUGAAACAGUAAAAUGUACAACAAUAGAUUCAACUGAAAGCAGACUGAGACUCAAAACCAACUCUCGAAACAUCUGGGUAGGCUUGUCUAAACAAAAAUGUAUUUUAGCAGGUGCCAAACAGAGUACAGCAAAGGCGCCUGCCUGCUAUCAAUGGGCAGGGAGUUCCAAAGGAUAAUUUCUGCUGCUACACUAGAAGACCGAGUUCUUGCGAACAUGGAAAGGGUCUUAUCUGGGACCUGUAGCAGUGCCAGUUCUGCCAAUCAAAGUGGGCACAUACAGGGCAAGACGGUCUUGUAGGUCUUACAUUGCAUGCAAUGAAAUACUUUGGGUGGAGUUGCCCUCCUCGUAGAGUAAGGUGCCUCAGUGCUAAGUCCUGGUCCUGAAUGGAGCAGGUGCGCAGCCUGGGAGUCAUUUUGGACUCACCACUGUCCAUGGAGGUGCAGGUCAAUUCUGUGUCCAGGGCAGCUGUCUACCAGCUCCAUCUGGUACGUAGGAGACCCUCCCUGCCCACAGACUGUCUUGCCAAAGUGGUGCAUGCUCUGGUUAUCUCCCGCUUGGACUACUGCAGUGUGCUCUACGUGGGGCUACCUUUGAAGGUGACCCGGAAACUACAACUAAUCCAGAAUGCGGCAGCCAGACUGGGAACUGGGAGCGGCCACCGGGACCAUAUAACACCAAUCUUGAGAGACCUGCAUUGGCUCCCAGUACGUUUCCGAGCACAAUUCAAAGUGUUGGUGCUGACCUUGAAAGCCCUAAACGGCCUCAAAGGCCCAGGAGACCUGAAGGAGCGUCUCCACCCCCAUUGUUCUGCCCGGACACUGAGGUCCAGCUCUGAGGGCCUUCUGGCGGUUCCCUCACUGUGAGAAGCAAAGCUACAGGGAACCAGGCAGAGGGUCUUCUCGGUGGUGGCGCCCGCCCUGUGGAACGCCCUCCCACCAGAUGUCAAGGAAAUAAACAACUAUCUGACUUUUAGAAGACAUCUGAAGGCAGCUCUGUUUAGGGAAGUUUUUAAUGAUUGAUGUUUUAUUGUGUUGUUAAUAUCCUGUUGGAAGCAACCCAGAGUGGCUGGGGAGGCCCGGCCAGAUGGGCGGGGUUACAAGUAAUAAAUUAUUAUUAUUAUUAUUUAUUAUUAUUAUUAGUGCUAUUUUGUUUUAUUCAUCAAAUGUGUAUUCUGCCUUUCCACCAAAUGGUGGUCAAGGCAGCAGACAGCAAUUAAGGCGCAUGCAAGGAAAGAGCAACACAGUGCAAAAGGGCGUUUGUAUCCAGCAUUAAAGGUAAAGGUAAAGGGACUCCUGACCAUUAGGUCCAGUCGUGGCCGACUCUGGGGUUGCGGCGCUCAUCUCGCUUUACUGGCCGAGGGAGCUGGCGUACAUGUGGCCAGCGUGACUAAGCCGCUUCUGGCGAACCAGAGCAGCGCACGGAAACGCCGUUUACCUUCCCGCUGGAGUGGUACCUAUUUAUCUACUUGCACUUUUGAAUCUACUUGUGCUUUCGAACUGCUAGGUUGACAGGAGCAGGGACUGAGCAACGGGAGCUCACCCCAUCAUGGGGAUUCGAACCGCCGACCUUCUGAUCGGCAAGUCCUAGGCUCUGUGGUUUAACCCACAGCGCCACCCACGUCCCUUGUAUCCAGCAUUGGCCCUGUGCAAAACAGACCCACUGAAGUUAAUAGACUUGACUGUUGCAGGCUCAUUCAUUUCGGUGGGCUUACUCAGAGUAGGACUUCGUUGAAUGCAACCAAAAAUUGUGGGGUUGGGGGCAAGAUUCUUCCUGGCCCUCAAGGUCCUCAAGAUGGCAAAUCAUAUUAAUUCUUAAGCUUCUACGAUGCAAGAAAGGGAGCGGGAUUUAUUUAUUUUGGUUUCUGUUCCAGGACCAGACAGGUGGCCUGAUUCGAACCCGCCUCCCCAAUGACCUGUGUGGGCUAGUUUAUGAUGGUAUGAUGGCAAAGCAGAAUUGGGGGUGGGGUGAGAGAGAGAGAGUCGGGACAGGACUGCACACAUUGGAAUUCACCAACCCGCUCUCUUAAACCGAGCUCUGAAUUCGGAUUACAGAUUUGAAACGGUCCAUUUAUUUCCACUCUAAAAGGCAUCUCGCUCGCUCUGCGCCCCCCCAACCUAUCUUAAACGGGCAGGCGGUGACCAAUAAUUUUCCUGCGGAAUCGAUAGGGAUCUGCGCUCUCAGGUACCUCCGAUGGCAGCCCCAUUUCAGCAAAUGUGUUUGCGGAGUGGGCGGGUGGUUGGCAGGUGAAGAGAAAUUACCUUUUCUAGUUUACCCAAAAAAAAAGGAAAGGAGGAGGAGGAGGGACGAGAGAAGAGUACAUCUACGGUAGCCCUCGGUUUUUGUUCCAGGGCUGAACCGGCAUUCCUCCACCCUGGAAUUUGGCAGAGUUUGAAUAGUUCAGAAGAUCUCAGGAGGAAGAAGGAAGGGGUUUGUGCGCAGCUGAGAGAGAGAGUCUGAGGAGGAAUGGCUGCCGUAUUUUGUUAUAUAUCUAGUAAGCAUCUCCCUUCCAGAUGCCCGGUGCUCCCAGGAAAUUAAUAAGUCGAUACAGCAAUAAGAGACGCCGCAGAAAUCACUAAGAACACAAUUUUAAAAUACAAAUCGGAGCAAUUCCAGCUGCAAACCUAAGUAGCAGGGUAACAGCAGGUUUAAAAACUUCCCUGCCUCUUUUGUGCAAUAAACACGGACUUGAAGGUGUCUGUCAGAGGCCUCUUUGGCACCAUGCAUUUAUUUAUUUUUUCAAGUAAAUUUUUAUUGUUUUCAACAUGUAAUUCUUUUCCCAACAAUCCUUAUUGUCACAUUAUAAUCCCUUUGACUCUGCCGAGUCCUGACUUCCCUCCCUCCCGACCGCUGGUAUAUACAUCACAUAUUUUUUGCGUAUAUUAUUGUCAUAACUCUACUGUUUUACAUUGGAGGUGUUAUUCCAGUCCUGCUAGUGUCUUAAUAUGUUGUUCUCCUUUAUAUAUUCAAUAAAUUUAUUCCAAUUGUUAUUGUAUCUCUGGUCCUCUUGGUCCCGGAUCCUUCCUGUCAAUUCGGCAAGUUCCACAAAAUCUAUCAUCUUUACCUGCCACCCCUGGAUGGUUGGUAAAUCUUGUGUUUUCCAUCUUUGGGCCAGUAAAGUUCUUGCGGCGGCUGUGGCAUACAUGAACAAGUUCUGAUCUUUUAUUUUAAUUUCUUUUCCCACCAGACCAAGCAAAAAUGCCUCUGGUCUUUUAGGAAAAGUAUACUUAAAUAUCUUUUUAAGUUCAUUAUAGAUUAACUCCCAGAAUCUUUUUACCUUGUCUUUGGCACCAUGCAUUUAAAGCGCUAUGAAACCACUUGAGACAGUCGCUGCAGCCACCCCCCCCAAAAAAAUUCUGGGUGCUGUAGUUUAGGGUGCUGAGCGUUGUUUGUUUAGGGUGCUGAGACCCCCUUGAGCUACAGUUCCCAGAAUGGUUUAACAAUCCAGUCCCUCUUCACGGGGAACUCUGGGAAUUGUAGUUCUGGGAGGGGAAUACGGGGGUCUCCGAGCGACCCCUGGCACCCUAAUAAAACUACAGCUCCCAGAAUCCUUUGGGGGAAGCUCACAGGUGGGAACUGGUUAUGCUAGUUUCCAUCUAUGGAGACGAAUACCAAAGUCGAGCACGUGAGAAGAAAAAGGAUUGCGAAGAACGGAAGCCACUAAGAAUGGUCCCUGCGAGUCCUCAUAGAACUAUAUUUCACCCUCAGAAAUCAAUAGAAGAGACAUGUUUGGUCAGACAUUAUUGCACAGUGUCGCUGCGGAAGAUGACCUAGAUGGUGUAUGUGCAAAAAGCAGGCGCAAAUGUCGCAUGCUCAGGAUUCUGCAGGCGAGCAUGUUCUACGACGUUGAUUUCAUCCGGCGAUGAAAUAAUAAUGUGUAAUAAUAAACGCGGGCAAGGCUCAACCUAGGACUAAGCACAGCUUACCUUUUGUGUGCUCUGUGAUACGCUUGCUUUCUAAGUUAAGUGCGUAGGAUUGGGGCUGUGAUUUGUGUUGACUACCAUUUUGUGAAAUAGAAGCAAUCGGGGAGACGAUGAAUCAAUAGCUCACGGUAUAAUAAGGCAAUUUCCCCACUGAUUUGCGACUUGUAGUCUGGGAAUGUGUGGAAAUUUCUGAAAAGCUGAAAUCGGCCCCUGUUCGAAACUUGACAAUGGUUGCGCAACUGAUAAUAGUUGUUUGUGGUGGCUGGCUUCGUUUUGUUUUAUUACCCAUUUUGUGUUUUCGUUUUGUACUUUUAUGUCGCGUACCGCCUUGCAAUGAAGGGUGCUAUACAAAUUUAAUAAGAUAAAUAAAUGGCUGUUUAAAGGGCUGUCAAAAUGCUUUGAGUCUGUGGCGCAGACGUGGCCUGCGACAGACCCCCUCAAGUCUGCGUUUAUUGCAAAUAGGCUGGAAUGUGAACGUGGCCGCCGAUCGUCCUCCGGCCUUUGUGAAUUGCCAACUUGCCACUCCUAGAGAGAGGCUGCCAGCUGCCCAGCUCUAAACACGUUUCUGUGUUUGGGGCCGGCCCUGCCAUUAGACAGGUGGCUGCCUCAGGCGGCCACAUUCUGGGAGGCGGUGGUGCCCCAUAGCUCUUCCUCCUGAGCUCCCCGACCCUCUCCUUGAAGAAGAGAGCUGUGUCUCAACACCCCUGGUCCUCCACAUUUAUAGCUACCCUGCUGACACCCUUCGGGGCAUGGCAGUUGCAAGUACCGAAGCAGGAUUUGCCACGUUAUCUGGAAUGGGUACGUGUGUUUGUCCCAUCGUUUGUCCUUUGCCUCAGGCAGCAAAAUGCGUUGGGCUGGCCUUGACUUUCUUUGCACAGCGUCCAGAGAUGCCUGCGCACACAGACAUCCCAGUCUUCUCUUUCUGUGUCGCGUACACUUGUCGGGUCUGGUGACGGGCGCAGAAUUAGCAAUUAUUUCGCACCCAGAGACUCUUCCUCUCCGCUCACUCCCCCCCUUUUUAAACGAGUUUCUAGACAUUUUCGCUCGCAGGGAUGGCCUUGAGGACUUGCAAAUAUAUGCAACGGGGGGGAAUGUUAACGUUCUGUUAAAUGCUAAAUUCAGCUUUCGGUUUGGAAUCUAGAUAUCUUACUGGAGUGUUUUACCCACAGCUGCCAGCCUGUCUGCUGGGCAUUUCGUGGUGGUAUACGUUGCCACGCUCCGUGCCACGUUCUGAUUCCCAAGGGAGAAACGUCGUGGGUGAUUUCACUGCGAUUCCUGUCAUUGCAGCAGGGUUGGACUAGGUGAUUCUGUGAUUUGCUGGUUUUUUUGUUUUUUUAAAAAAUAACUUUUAUUCAAAAUUAAAACAAAACAUAUUAUCCAGAAACAUAUCAUCCUUAUUUCCCCCCCAUUUUUCCUCCCUCCCUCCCCCUCCCCCUCCCCCCACAGAACCCACCCACCCCCAUCCCCCGACUUCCCUCAGUUCCAGUCUUUGAUUUCUCUAAAAAUGCUGUUUUCUGCAUGUUACACAGUUGUAUAAAUCCUUAAACUACUUAGCUGAUUAUUAUCAAUGAAAAGUUUGUGAAUGUUUAUUCAAAACCAGCCAAGGAGUCCUGUUCGCUUUGUUAUAUCUUCAAAUACUUUGUAAAGGGUUCCCAUUCUUCCUUAAAGUCACAGUUAUUUCUUGUCCCGUAGCUUGUAUGUCAGUUUUGCCAGUUCUGCCUAGUCCAUCCAUUUUUCUGGCCAUGAUUCUUUAGUUGGAAUUUCUUCAGUCUUCCAUCCUUGUGCUAUUAGGACUCUCGGGGCCGUUGUCGCAUACAUGAAGAUGUUUUUCAGCUUUUUGGGCAGAUCUUUCCCUACAAUCCCUAAUAAAAAUGCUUCAGGUUUUUUAACAAAUGUUAAAUGGAACAUUUUCUUCAAUUCGUUGUAUAUCAUUUCCCAAAAAUUUUUAAUUACCUUACAAUCCCACCACAUAUGAUAAAAUGUCCCCUCCUUUUCCUUACACUUCCAAUAUAUAUUUGAACUAGUUUUGUACAUUUUCCGUAACUGCACUGGUGUUGUGUACGUGAUUUGCUGGUUUUAGUAGCAAGCGGACUUACUGGCCAUCCAUCCCUUAUUUAUUACUCAAAGGAAAACUUUGAUGCCCCAGAGAGUUAGCUACUUUUUAUUUUUAUUAAGGAGAACCCUUCCAUUAUUCUGCACUCAGCUACAUUUUGGGAGCUGGUCUGAGGUUUUCUCCAAGUGUUUUUGAGCUUUUCUGCUUUGCAAAGUGUCAUUUCUGCCUCUGGGCAAUGUUACCCCAUUUUCCUUCUCUCCUGACUCCCCCGCCCAGUUGCCAGGAGAACUAACUGCCUUGUUUCCCCCCCCCCCCUCCCAGCCUGACACUAUCUGUACAUUUUGCAAAGUGUUAUCAGUGCAUCUCGGCCCCUGAGAUGUGCUUGCUGCUACUGCUGCUGCUGCUGCUGCUGCUCACAAGACCCAGCUUGUCUGCCUUCCCACCCCUAGUCUUGCCUCCACAAAGGCCUUCAUCAUCGCUUUUAACCUCUUAAGGGCUUAAAACCACACCGAAAGUGAGGAAUAGUGUGGGCUGGGCUUGCCACCCAAGCAGCCUUCAGCCACCUCCAUCUUAGGUUUGGUCCCCAGGGCUCAAAAUUGCCAGAAAAUUUUAUUUUUAUUUUUAUUUUUGCAAGGGGAAAUCUUCGAAACCUGAAUCCGGGCCCAUUUUUGUUCAGCAGAGAUUUCCCUCAAGCCGUCUUGAUUGCUUCUCGCUGCUCCUUUUCUGCCGCCUGGCGCCUCUCCCAGCUGCUUGUCCGAAGGCUCCUUUGGCUUUCGUUUAAUUGGGACCCAGGCCAAGACACCUCAGUGCUUUCUGGCUUUUAUUUAUUUACUGCCUUGGUAUAGGCUGCCCUGCAUCCCUUGUGCACUGGGCAGGGCUCGCGGGAAUUAAGAGAGAAAGUUGCUGCGUUAAAACACAAAAUAGAACAGAAUUGCAGAGUAAAAUCUUCAACCCCACACAGCAAGAGAUAAAAACCCACGGCAGGUGUUCAAACACUCCGAUUUUGAGACCGCAAAUUAUUGGGAGGAUGGAAAGGUCUUUCACCCGCUUGCUACAAAGGCCAGGCAAGCCAAUUUGGGGAGCCUAUUCCAUCAUUCGGGAGCCAACACUAAAAGGGCCCUUCCUUAGUUGCUACCUGCGUUGCUUCACUGGACAGAGGCACACAGAGCAAAUACUUUGAAGGUUUGCACAGGAUCGGCAUUUAUGUGAGAAGGCAAUAAUAAUAAUAAUAAAGUGGUACCUCGGUUUAUGAACUUAAUCCAUUCCAGAAGUCCAUUCUUAAACCAAAACCGUUCUUAAACCGAGGCGUCCUUUCCCUAAUGAGGACUUCCACCGUUCGGCUUCCGUUCUUAGACCGAGGUAAAGUCCGCAAACCAGGACACUAUCUCCGGUUUUGCAGAGUUUGUAAACCGAAUCGUUCAUAAACAGGACUGUUCUUAAACCGAGAUACCACUGUAAUAAUAAUAAUAAUAAUAAUAAUAACAAUAAUAAUAAAUAAUACCACCCCAGCCACCGUGGGCAGCUUCCAACAGAAUAUAAAAAUUCAGAUGUCUUCUGAAUGUUAUACAGUGGUACCUCUGGAUACAAACAGGAUCCGUUCCGGAGCCCCGUUCACAUCCUGAAGUAAACGCAACCUGCAUCUGCGCAUGUGCACGGGUCACGAUUCGUCGCUUCUGCGCAUUCGUGUGACAUCAUUUUGACCGUUUGCGCAUGCGCGAGCGGUGAAACGCGUUACUUCCGGGUCACCACGGAGCGCAACCCAAAAGUGCUCAACCUGAAGCAACUUCAACCUGAGGUAAGACUGUACAGUGGUGCCUCGCAAGACGAAAUUAAUCCGUUCCGCGAGUCUCUUCGUCUUGCGGUUUUUUCGUCUUGCGAAGCACGGCUAUUAGCGGCUUAGUGGCUAUUAGCGGCUUAGCGGCUAUUAGCGGCUUAGCGGCUUUAAGAAAAAGGAAACAAACUCGCAAGAACUCGCAAGACGUUUUGUCUUGCGAAGCAAGCCCAUAGGGAAAUUCGUCUUGCGGAACGACUCAAAAAACGCAAAACCCUUUCGUCUAGCGAGUUUUUCGUCUUGCGAGGCAUUCGUCUUGCGGGGCACCACUGUAUAGCCAUUUAGCUCCUUGACAUCUGAUGGGAGGGUGUGUUUCACAGGGCAGGAGCCACUACUGAGAAGGCCCUCUGCCUGGUUCCCUGUAACUUCACUGCCCAGAAUCUGGGCAGGGCUCACAAGAAUUAAAAGAACAACCGUACCACAUUCAGGGGAAGCCCCAUGCACCGCAGUAGCCCAGAUCUGGCAGUAAUUGGAGCACGGGGAACGGUAUCCAAUCUGGCAUAUUGGCUGAAGCUUCCAGAAGGUUCUUCGAGGCUCAGAGACCGCCUGAGCCUCUGUCGCAUGUGCUGGAUCAAUAAUACUGGUGAUACUGGUCCUUUAGGAAAGGUGGGAGACCUGUAUAUCCUCACAUGUUGUUGGCUUCCGUCUUCCACCAGCCCCAGCAGGCUGCUCCAUUUGCCUCGGUGGACAGACCACCCCACAACUGUACCUCUCUCUUUAUUUUAUUUUUAGAAAAUAAAUGCGAGGCUCAGUUUUAGUACCCCUCGCCCGGUCCAGUGCCAUGCCCAGGCUCGGAGUCAGGACACCCAUAGCCUCAUCUGGAGAACAACGGCUGCCAGCCAGUGUCGACAAUACUGAGCCGUCAGAGCCGCCAGCGGUCAGACUUGGUGUCAGGCCGAUUCCUGAUGCCCUGGUGGAUGUUGUGCCCGCAAGAAUUCUGGCCAGCCUGCUGCCUUUGAUAAUAAUAAUAAUACUACUACUAAUAAUAAUAAUAAAUUUUAUUUAUACCCUGCCCUCCCCAGCCAAGGCCGGGCCCAGGGCGGCUAACAAGCAAUAAUAAAAACAAGUUGAAUGAAUACAACUUAAAACCAAGAUUAAAAUACAACAUUGAAACAUUUGAGCAGGUGCCAGUCUCCUCGCCAUCCCUACCUACACCUUGGGGCCGGAUCCAGGCCACGCCCGCCUUCGUUAAAUAAUGCACCUCGCCCUGCCGGAGUUUUACAGAUGUUAAAUAAUGCUUGCCAAAGAGUUUGCGCUUCCGAGAUGGGGCAGAGCGUGCGUAUCUGUGGGGAAUAUGCAAGGACAAGUCCCGCGCGGCUUCCAGACGCACCCUUGUUUUGGGUUGGGUGGUCCAGCGAUUUUUCUUUUUUUCCCUUUUCCCAGAGCGCCGAGGGGAGAAGGCUGAGGAGGCCUUGGGAAAGCUGCCUAGCUGGGUGUGUUUUGCAUGCUUUGGAGAAGAAAGCGCAACUGGGGUGUAAGAGGGGAGGGUGGCAGCAAUGGCGGAGGCGUGGGUUGAGGGGAGGGGGAAAAAACUUUGGGCUGCUGUGCGCAAGUGCAGGACGCACCAGCUAAGCCCAUCUGCCUUUCCCAUCCGAAGGCUUUGUGGAAUAAGGGAACUGCACAGCAGAAAUGUUGGGAAUGUAGCCCGAGGACUCGGGAAGGGGUUGGGGAAGGCAAGUUCGGGCUAGGGAAAUCCCAGGGAUUUAGCGCAGGUGUGAACAUUGGUGCGUGUGUGAGAGAGAGACACCGAGGAUAUGAAAAUAUGCAAAAGAACAAAGCAAGAAAGGGGGUGAUGCUAUCUUCCUAUCCGCCACCCCCCUCUUUAUUCACUGGCCUUCCCAGCCUGCGCAAGAAAAGUUGGCAACGAAACUGCUGAAGUGUCGUGUUUCCGACUUCAUAACCAGCCCUCUAAGUGCAGAUUAUAUACCGUGCAUAUUUUUUCCCCAGUCAGUGCUUCUGAAUUUAUUUGGAAUUGUUUUUUUAAAUCUAUGCAAUUGGGGUUUUCUUUACAAAAAACAAAUCUGUAGUUUUUGAAAUCUGCAAUUGUUUUUUAUAGGUGCCAUCGCUGUAGCUGUACAGUGGUACCUCGGGUUACAUACGCUUCAGGUUACAUACGCUUUAGGUUACAGACUCCGCUAACCCAGAAAUACUACCUCGGGUUAAGAACUUUGCUUCAGGAUGAGAACAGAAAUCGUGCUCCGGCGGCGCGGCGGCAGCAGGAGGCCCUAUUAGCUAAAGUGGUGCUUCAGGUUAAGAUCGGACCUCUGGAACGAAUUAAGUACUUAACCCGAGGUACCACUGUAUAUAUAUAUUUUAUAUACACGCACACACGAGUCUUUGUAUUGUAUUGUGAAAUCGCUUUGAGACGCUUCAUAGGAAGCGAUCCAUAAAUAAUAAUCGGAAGAGGAAGCGCAGUGUGUAGCCUAGAGAAUCAAGUCAGGCUGGGGAAGGCCAAGAGUUUUAGGGUCCUCUGUGACGGCCAUUGAGAUUUGCCUGUGUCUCGGGGGUCCCGGCUGCUUCCAGGGGUUAUUUAUUGCUUCUUCCUUCAUCCACCCUGCCUUUCCUCAUUUUCUCCUUACAACAAACUUGUGAGGCAGGUUAGGCUGAGAGGGAGAAUUUGAACGCAAGACUCGUCGCUCAUAGACCUGGUGCAUUCGCUAACCACGACAGAGAACAAGGCAGACAAGUUCUCAAGCAGAGUGGCAUCAAUACUGGGUUUAUGCUGGGAAAAAGGCCAAAAUUCUUGUUACAAUGAUUUUAAGACAGCUUGCAGUUAACUUGGGGGUUCCUUUGGGACCUUGGUUCCUGCCUUUCAGGUGCGAAGAGCUGCAAAUAUUCCCCUUUGGACUGAAAACAGGGAGUCCUCUCUCUCCCCACAUCCAGCCCAGACGCUUGUCAAUUCUUGAUCCUUCUCCUCCCAUCCAGGGAAAACGGGGGGCCAAGGACCCGGGUCUUUCUCUCCAUUCCCACCCCCGUUAAUUAUUGCCAGAAGAUGCAAACCUCACCAAGGCCUAAAGUCAGUGGCUUGGAAGAGACUUGAAAGCAGCUCGGAGAAAACUCCAGCUCCGAGGACCCAGGAGUCCUGGAAAAAAUGCACACAUACACACUCGCUCGGUCACCCUCCCUUCCCUCCUUUUUCAAACACUUAUGUGCUCCUCUCCAGAGGCAGCUGUAGCAGAGCCUCGGGCAAGGAAUCGUAUAUCCUCAGCUGCCCGCAUUCAGGACUCUUACCAAAUUUUAACUGUGUUUUAACUGCCUUUGCCCAUCACUUCCAGCCUCUUCCUUUGUUCGCUCCCACGCCUACCGGCGAUUGUAAGCGCCUGGCAGCAGAGACCUGCCUUUUUUUUACCUGUUAGGCUCUGCAAACCCGACCACGCACAUGGAUGGCGCUGUAUAAGCACACCUGCGAUGUCAGCAAAUAGCUGCCUUCGCAGGCCUAUCUGUCUGCAUCCAAAGCCACUCUGUUGGGCCCUGGGAACAUGGAUAAUAAUAAUAAUAAUAGUAAUAAUAAUAAAUUUUAUUUAUACCCCACCCUCCCCAGCCAAGACCGGGCUCAGGGCAGCUAACAUCCAAUAUAAAAACAAAUUGAUUGGAAUACAACUUAAAAAAAAAGAUUAAAAUACAACAUUAAUGAAGCAGUAAGUGUGCCUCUGAGCACGUGCAGUGUGCCCUGUGGCUCACAGCAACCAGCCCACACGCAUCUCGGACAGCGUUCCGGGGAAAAGCCCGCCGGUUCCUCCAGACUUCCUUUUGUGCUGUCUUUAAAUCGCUGCAUCUGACCACUUUUUUUAAAAAAUACAUUUUUGCCCCUGCGAAAACCCGCUCUUUAAUGCUGAAUCGGAACAAAUAGCAAUUCAGGUUUUCUGUGGGGCGAAAGAUAAGUGUGGAGACUCGAAUGAAGUGACUUGAAGGCAGACAUCAGUCUGGCUGCACGGUUCCCCGUUCGAAAUAGCGAAAGCUCUUCUCCGCCUUUCCCCAGAAGCGGCUGCAAUCUCAGGGUCGGCGCCUCACCAACUGGUCCACCCCAGAGGCAGCUGCAACUUUUUGCGGGUGCCUCCCCAGCACCCCACCCGCUUUGCGGCAGCUGUGCAUCCCCUCUGAACAAGGGGGGCUCUGUGUGUGAUGUGGGUCUUUUUCUGUCUCGGGGCAGGGGAGGUCAGGAGGAGUUAAUUAUUUCAUUAAGGGCAAGGUGGCUGAGGCAAUCAGGUCUGGCCACCCCCCCAACCCCACAGCUGAUAGGAAUCAGAAAGCUUCUCCCUCCAACGAGCUGGAACAGGACAUGCAGUGUAAGCCGCAGGGGUCACACCGGCAGAGAAGGAGAGCGGAGAGCAGUGGGGUCUCUAAUAUUUAACCAGGAGUACAGAGAUUACAUUCCUGCUUGACGAAGAGACAAGGAGGGGGGCUGAAGAGGGGCAUGCUGGGUGAUGGGGCACCAUACAUUGAAAGCAGAUCCCCCCCCCGAAAAAAAAUAUCCUGGGAACUGUAGUUUGUUAAUGGUGCUUUGCAUUGUAGCUCUACUUGGGAGCAAACCACCAAGAUUCUUUGGGGUGGUGUUGGAGAAUGCGCUUUUAAAUAUAUGGUGUGUACACAGCCCUGGGCUCUCUUGAAUUGGGGGUUCCCAAUUGGAGCAGCCAAGCAAGAAGGGGAGAGGUAGUUUCUGCAGAGGGUGGGGUGGGAGAAAGAGAUUGUUGCCUAAUGGUUGGAAGCCAAGAAUCUUGGGUUUUCUGGAAACUGGAUCAUAAUGAGUUUGACCAGGAAGAGGUGGGGGAAAGGGAGACUUUAUAGCCUAGACUGCUGUGAGCCAGGACUCCUGGGUUCCCUCCAGUGGCGUAGGGGGAAGGGGAGGCCCAGUGGGUCAUCGCAGACGUGGAAUUAUAUUCCAGGACUCCUGAGUUCCCAACGAUGGGUGGAGGAUCUCCCCUCUCCUCUCUCUCUCUCUCUCUUUCGCUCCCGCCCUCUCUUUCUCCCCCUUUUUUCCAUUUUCUCGUUAGCUCCUUUCCUGAGCUGUCACUUUCCAUUUCAUCUCCUCGCCCUCGCCCUCCCCAAUUCCAGCUGAGCCCAUGACCCCGUUACAGGAGAGGAGGAGGGGCAGCGGGGAAGGGGAGGGUGGUGCGAGGGGAGGGGGGGCAAGAAGAAGCAACAGGUCCUACUGCCCCCCCCAAAAUGGUUCCAGACCCAUUUCCAUGAAUUGGGAGAGGCAGAGAGAGAGACCUGCUACCAGGCCCCAAGUUUUGGUCUGGACCACAAAAGAGUCACAUCCGGUUGGAAAGAAUGAGGAGCUCCCCCCCCCCCAAAAUUAAUGCAUGCACACACACACACACACACACACACACUUUGCCCCCUCUCGUGACCCUAGAGAGGUACCCACCCGCUUCCUGCUAGGCCCCUCCAUCACCAGUUGGCAUGUGUUGCCACGGCGACGGUAGCCAUUGUACCCUUCCUACCAGGAACACCCCUGGGGGAAAGGAUUGGGGCUUGGUUUUUGCAUGGGGGGGGGAAAUCUAGGAUGAGGGGCACAUGGCCGCCGUUCUUGGGCUCCCUGAGUGGAGCAUCUUGUACUGGGGGCCCCAAUGCCUGAGCUUGUUUUUUCAAGGGAUGGGGGGGGGCACCUCUGGAAAAGAGUUGGGCGACGGGGCCUCCCAUAGGCCGCUGUUGUUUUGGAGAUGUGGGGCAGGUAAGGAUCCCCCUUGGAUCCUCGGGGGGGGCGGAAUUAGGCCUGUGCUUGGGGCAGGCCUCGCAGCCAGGACUCCGGGGUUCUGUGUUGGGGAGGGCGAAGGGGACGCCUGUGUCAGGACGCCUGGGUUCCUUCAGAAGCGAUUGCAGCUGAGCCUAGUUCAUUCUCUUAGGGAGCUGGUUUCCCUGGGGUGUGGGAGAGAGGGCGCUGAGGAGAGCCCGGAUGCCUGGGUCCCACUGCGGGGGGGGGGGUGAAGGCGGAGUGUGUGUGUGUGUGUGUGCUGCGUUUGUUUUUGUCCUUGUUUCUUUAACGUUUUGGAACAGAAAGUACUCGGGCGCCAGGAAUGAGAGCCAGGUUCCCCCCUAAUGAAGUCAUCCGUACACCCCCCCCUUCAGUUCUAUAAAAGGAAAACAAGGUGUGUGCUGAUUGUAGCCCCAGAGCUAGGACUCCUGGGUUCUCUCCUCUCCAGCUUAGAAGCAUAGGCCGUUGCCCUGUGCCAAGUCAAAUCCUGGAGCCAUCUAACCCUAUAAUGUCUACACUGACUGACAGAGGCUUGCCGGGAUUUCAGGCAGGGCUUCCGGCCAUACCCGGAGCUGCUGGGAUUUGAACCCAGGACCUUUUGCAUGCAGAGAGCAGCUGCUCUGCUCUUGCCCUCCAGGAACAAGACGGCUGGGGUAGGAGACUGGUAUGCAAGGCUGCUAGAUCAGCUGUUUCCAAAGUUUGCCUUUCUCCCCUUGCCUGCCGGAGCUGUGCAAUGGGCUUGGCAUUUUGAGUAUCCGUUGGCCAAAGGUUCAAGUGUGUGUGGUUAUACUGGCAGGUCAGGGCAUGUCCGUUAACACGUGUAAGUGACUUUGCCAUAUCCCUGUUUUGCAGCGCGGAAAAGUCGUCAUUUUUCCCAUCAAGGCCCUAUUUCAUCAUGUGUUUCCCGGCGACUUUCCGCACAGCGAAAUAAAAUGACUUUUAUUUUUAGUGCUCUGUCGGUGCUAGAUCGAGGCAACCCAUCCCCAAGCGAGAAAAAUAAAUGAGCUUUGAAAGAACUACUUUAAAAAAAAGAAAAGCUUUCUCCAACCUAGGUUGCUCUGGAUGUUGUGGACUACAAUUCCCAUCAGCGGGUCCAAAGAGCAGCCCGGGUUGGAGAAGGCUGAUUUUAAAGUACAGUGGUACCUCGGGUUACAUACGCUUCAGGUUACAGACUCCGCUAACCCAGAAAUAGUGCUUCAGGUUAAGAACUUUGCUUCAGGAUGAGAACAGAAAUCGUGCAGCGGCAGCAGGAGGCCCCAUUAGCUAAAGUGGUGCUUCAGGUUAAGAACAGUUUCAGGUUAAGAAUGGACCUCCGGAACGAAUUAAGUACUUAACCUGAGGUACCACUGUAUGGGAGAAGGAAAAGUAGUGGGCAUUGUUGAUACAGAAGGGCAGCCAUGCCUAUGUUUCCUGUCGAUUCAUUCCAAAAGUUGUGUGAGGAGUGCUACGCUUUUGAGGAAGCAAAAACAAAAUUGAAGCAACGCGGCGGCAUUGGCACUGGCCAGUAGGUGCCAGCCACAUACGAUUCACGAACUGCAUUCUGCAUUAUUUGGGGAAAUCACAUUUUUCUAGGAGGGAGAAUGUGAUUUUUUCCCCCCCAAGGGAAUGCUUGGAAACUCGGGAAACCGCUUUGGUCCAUCUAGCUUUGUAUUUUCACAGUAUCUUCUCUAGUUGCAUUGCUCUGUUCAGCAUGUAGAAUGGAAGAUGGGGGAUUAGUGGAACUGACUGGGUUCUGCAGAUGUAUGUUUGAUUUGGGAUGUUGGGGGAACGGAGUCAGGGUGCUUUAAAUAAUGCCAUCCCUUAAGCAAGCCUGAGAAGGCUUGUACUGUACCUGCUGCCCACCAGCUGCAUGGCAACACAACCCCGAGGCCUUGUGUGACGUGGCCCUUCUCAGAAGUGCUCCAUUUGGCCUCUGAAUUACCGUAUUUUUCGCUCUAUAGGAUGCACCAGACCACAAGACGCACCUAGUUUUUGGAGGAGGAAAACAAGGGAAAAAAAUAUUCUGACUCUCAAAAGCCAGAACAGCAAGAGGGAUCACUGCACAGUGAAAGCAGCAAUCCCUCUUGCUGUUCUGGCUUCUGGGAUAGCUGCGCAGCCUGCAUUUGCUCCAUAAGACGCACACACAUUUCCCCUUACUUUUUAGGAGGGAAAAAGUGAGUCUUAUAGAGCAAAAAAUACAGUAUACCCAGCUGCAAGCCAACUUUGGCUCUUGCCUUAUUGCUGGUUUGUGGCAAUUCUCCUGCCCCUCUUCAAACACUGCUGCCCAGUUAAUAUUCACAUUUUUUUUGCAGAUUUUGGUGAAGGUCUGGCUCGGACUGAGCUGCCCCUGUCCCAGGUCACCCCUCGGCCGAGACAUUUGCAGGGCCAAAUGACUUAAGGCUGGAGGGUAGAUCCUAGGAAUCCCUACGGCUGCCACUCCCCUCCUUUUUUGAGCAAGGGGUAGGACCCAGGAGUCUUUUAUCCGCUGCUCUGCUAACCACACCACCACCCCUGGCCUCUUCUCCUCCUGGGCUAUUAUCUCAUUUGGCAGCUGAUCUGUCCCAGGGGGCUGGGGACAGGCGGCUCUGGGGUCAAAUGUCAACAGGUUUGAAUACAGGGUUGGAAUUCUUGGGUCGGUUCUCUGAUGGUUCCUUGCAUGGGUUUGGGGGCGGCGCAUGAUGCUCCGAGGGCAUGUGGGACCAACUGAUAGAGCAGGGAGAGUGGGGGGGUGUCCUGCUGUUUUCGGGAAGGAUGGCGCGGAGGAUAGACCAAGAAAUGCAAAUUAAAGACAGAUGCAAAGAACUUCACCCUGGAGGUGGAAAAACACAGAACUUCUGGGCUUUAUAUUUUGCGGUCUUUGAGGCAAGUUCAAUCAGUUGCUUUUAAAAUAGGAUUUUGCGUGAUUAUUAUUAAUAUUAUUAUUAUUUAAAGGGAUGUGCUAAACGCCUCCAAAUGUCAGGGCAUUUAUAAGUAGGGCUGCCAAGCCAGUUGCAGAAACCUUCGUUUUUCAGUCGCGGGAGUUUUUGUCAGUUAAUCAGUUGAUUAAAUUUGCAUAAUUUGCAUAUGGGCAAAAACAGUCGUUCUGAAGCGAGGAAACACGGUCUCUUGUCUGUGUUUUAUGAUUCCUGCAUUUUGUAUUUUAAUAUUCUGUUGAAAGCCGCCCAGAGUGGCUGGGGAAACCCAGCCAGAUGGGCGGGGUAUAAAUAAUAAAUUAUUAUUAUUAUAUUAUUAUUAUUGUCAUAGCAGACAUUAUCUUAGAGACUUCUGGUCAAAUACCUGAAAUGUCUGGUGGUAGUUGCCUCUGUAGAGAAAGUGCUCACUAUGCACAGUUUUUGUCUGAUUUUGGCAGGUGAGCCAAAAUGACUUGUCAAAUAUGGGCGUUAUUUUCAGUUGAUUGCAAAAUACAAACAAUUUUGGCAGGCGGGGGCAAUCUAGGAAGACGUGGCAAAAGGUUACAACGCUCCAAACUACACCAAAACCGACAAAAAGCUCUCGUGAUGACUUUUAGUCAAAAUGCUACGCUUAUUUAAUUUUUUUUUCACCACCAGCAACCCUAAAGCAGCCCAGCUCCUUACACUUUCACUAGGGAUGAAUGGUUCCCACAUGUUGUGGAGAUGUUCUUCCCCAGCAAACUUUUAAAAGGCUUCUGAAAUUGAUUAGCCGAACCAAUCAGUGAAUUAAAAUUUGCAGCCCUGAUUUAUAAACCUAGAAGGAGAUUUGCAAAAACGCAAAGUGGGCCAGGGUGGCAGGUCAUUGUGGUGUGUUCACCGGUCCUGCCUGUGCCUCUGGUGAACGGAGUCAGUAUAGGGCUUUUGUUCUCUUGAGAAAGGGCACCUGUUUGUCCUGGGGUGAGAGUGAAGCAAAAAGUAUUGUGUGUGUGUGUGUGUGUGUGUGUGUGUGUGUGUGUAGACCUGCCUUCCAAAACCUGGGACCAACUGUGAGUUGUAGUACAAAGCACCUGGAAGGUGCUGACAUCUGCAAAUGUUGCACAAGGUAAAGGUAAAGGGACCCCGGACCGUUAGGUCCAGUCGUGGCCGACUCUGGGGUUGCGGCGCUCAUCUCGCUUUAUUGCCAAGGGAGCCGGUGUACAGCUUCCGGGUCAUGUGGCCGGCAUGACUAAGCCGCUUCUGGCGAACCAGAGCAGCGCACGGAAACGCCGUUUACCUUCCCGCCGGAGCGGUACCUAUUUAUCUACUUGCACUUUGACGUGCUUUCGAACUGCUAGGUUGGCAAGAGCAGGGACCGAGCAACGGGAGCUCACCCCGUCGCGGGGAUUCGAACCGCCGACCUUCUGAUCGGCAAGUCCUAGGCUCUGUGGUUUAACCCACAGCACCACCCGCGUGCCUCUCAAAUGUUGCAUACACCAAUGUAAACAAUGCUUCUCUCAAGCCCCAUUUUAGCAUUGCAAAAGCCCUGUGAGGUAGGAUAGGCCAAGAGACAGGGGUCAUCCAGCAAGCUCCAUAUGGCCGGAUGGGGACUGGAGCCCUGGUCUUUCCCAGUUGCUAGUCCAAGACUCUUAACCACCUCACCCCACUGCUUGCCAUGAGAAGCUGUUUGCAGCUGGGCGUGUGAUGGGGAAACUGACAUGUUUCCAAUGAUAUUGGAAGGUGUCCACCAAAUUUCCGGUUACAGAGAGCCUUAAACCUUCCUGGCUUAAUUUAAUACCAGUAGUUUCUUCCAACGUCUGGGCUCAGCCCGUUGAGCAUUAAAAGGCUGGUGUCUCUGAGCGUCUGCAGAAAGCCUUUCCGCAGAGAAAUGUCCCUUCCACAAACCAGCCCCAACACGACUGUGUUUUCGAUCUUGCUUCUCACUGCUAGCAACACCUGUUGCUUUGCUUUCGUAAUUAAACCAAUAACUCAGGCCAAUAUAAGUUUCAAUAUUGAGAGUGGUCUCUAAUCACAAAUCAGUAGCCAGGUGUAACAAAAACUAACCCAUUCAAAAGUAUGUAUUCUGCCAAGGAUUACAAACUCAAACAGAGAUUACAAACGCAUAAGGAACCAUAACACAAUAAUUCGUUACAGAAUUAGAGAUAAGAGUUUAUGAGUAGAGAUAAGUUCAUAUUAGUCCUUAGUUAGAUUUGACGUGAAGGUCUUAGUUUCAAUCAUUGAGCAGAAGUCAGUGAUUUGAGUUUGCAAUCUUUGUCAGAAUACAGUGGUGCCCCGCAAGACGAAUGCCUCGCAAGACGAAAAACGCGCAAGACGAAAGAGUUUUCCGUUUUUUGAGUCGUUCCGCAGGACGAAUUUCCCUAUAGGCUUGCUUCGCAAGACGAAACGUCUUGCGAGUUCUUGCGAGUUUGUUUCCUUUUUCUUAAAGCCGCUAAGCUGUUAAUAGCCGCUAAGCCGCUAAUAGCCGUGCUUCGCAAGACGAAAAAACCGCAAGACGAAGAGACUCGCAGAACGGAUUAAUUUCGUCUUGCGAGGCACCACUGUGCAUACUUUUGAAUGGAUUAGUUUUUGUUACAAUUGACUAUUGAUUUGCGAGUAGGGACCACUCCCACUACUGAAACUUAUAUUGGCCUGAGUUCUUGGUGUGCUUUUUUCUUGGUAUAUUUAAUAACAAGAACUCCAACUUAUUUAACGUUGGUUUCGUAAUUAAGCACCGCGGGGUCCCCUUCUCCCUCGGGCACCCUGGGUGCUAGGCCACUCUCUUCUUAGAGAACAAGAUCCCAGGUGCUUUGAAGGGAACCUGGUUGGACCUUCGAACCGUCCUGGAAAUGGACAUCAAGCAAACUUCCCCAGGCGCUGGGGCCGCUGGGUUUUGUUGUUACGAGGGAGGCUGGUUGAAAGAAUGCAGGGUCCUAUGUAUGGGACAAGUAGCAAAAAUUGCUGGAAAUGUAAGGAAAAGGAUGGCGAUUUUUACCAUAUGUGGUGGUCAUGUAACAAAAUAAAAGAGUUUUGGGAAUCGAUCUAUAAUGAGUUAAAAAAGACGUUUAAAUAUACUUUUCCAAAAAAGCCGGAAGAAUUUUUGCUAGGCUUGGUGGGAGAAGAUAUUAAGAAGACAGACCAAAGAUUAUAUUUGUAUGCAACAACAGCAGCUAGAGUUUUGAUAGCCCAAAAGUGGAAGUCACAGGAGAUUCCGACUGUAAGGGAAUGGCAGAUAAAGUUGGUUGAAUACGCUGAAAUGGCAAAAUUGACACACAGAAUUCGCAAUCAGGAGGAGACGAAGUACCAAAAAGAAUGGAUUAAAUUCAUGGUUUAUAUAAGUGAGAACUGUAGAAAUAUGAAAACGUUGGCAGGAUUGAAUUAAUUCUUAUGUCAUGGUGUAAUUUUUAAUCAGUGAAACUGUGAAUUAUAGACUGGAAUGAGAAAACUUGCGGAAGGGAAGGACGGAAGUCAACAGCUCUAUGGAGCAUAAAGUAGGAUAUCUGUAACAAGACUUGAUGUUUUUGUUGGUUGGUGGUGGUGUUCUUAAAUCUCAAUAAAAAGUACUUGAAAAGAAAGAAUGAAAGGAUCUUGGCUCUCAAGUGUGCUCCACUGAGCCGAUUUUAUCCAUUGCUCCCUCAGGUUCCAGAACGAGGAGGGCUACGUUUUGUACCCCCAGAUUGGCGACCGCCUGGACCUCAUCUGCCCCCGCUCUGUGCCGCUGGGCCCUUUUUCCACAGAGGACUAUGAAUAUUACAAGCUGUACCUGGUCCAGACGGAGCAGGCCGAGCGCUGCGAGAUUCUCCGCACCCCCAACCUGCUGCUCACCUGCGACCGGCCCGAGCAAGACAUGCGCUUCACAAUCAAGUUCCAGGAGUACAGCCCCAACCUCUGGGGCCACGAGUUCAAGACCAACCAAGACUAUUACAUCAUCAGUAAGUUUUAACACCCUGGGGAAGGGGGGUAGGGAAACUUCCUUUUCUUUCUGCGCGUCCCCUCCGCAGACCAAAUCCCACGCUUGCACAGAAUUGUGAGGCCUUGAGACGUCUGUAGCCGUCGAUAGGUGCCGCCGCCAGUCUGGCAGGCGGUAGAUGCGGCUGAAGGAACAGGAAAUCGUGGUAAAAACCCAUGCACCACACAGGAUAUUGAGAAAGAGAGAGAGAGUGUGUAAGAGAUCCUUAAAAAUAAUGUUCAGAUCAGAGGUAGCUGAGAGGAAUUGUGGCUGCAUACACAUUGUGCCUUUAAAGCAAGGUUUCCCAAACUUGGGUCCCUAGCUGUUCUUGGACUACAACUCCCAUCAUCCCUAGCUAGUAGGACCAGUGGUUAGGGAUGAUGGGAAAUGUAGUCCCAAAAAUAGCUGGAGGCCCAAUUUUGGGAAACCCUGCUUUAAAGCAUAUUAUUUACCGAAAGGAAUUCUGGGCACUGUAGUUCGAGGGUUGCUAGGGAUUGGAACUCUGGAGGGGUAAACUAUAGUCUCCAGAAUCUUUUGAGGAUAAGAAUGUGUUUCCAAUGUUCUUUAAGGGUAUUGUGUGUAUGUACCUGUGGGAGCAGGGCUUGUGUGCUUCUAUCUAAUGCGUAGUAUAUAGGUAAAGGUAAAGGGACGUCUGACCGUUGGGUCCAGUCACGGACGACUCGGGGGUUGUGGUGUUCAUCUUGCUUUAUUGGCCGAGGGAGCCGGCGUACAGCUUCCGGGUCAUGUGGCCGGCAUGACUAAGCCGCUUCUGGCGAACCAGAGCAGCGCACGGAAACACCGUUUACCUUCCUGCCGGAGUGGUACCAAUUUAUCUACUUGCACUUCAUGCUUUCGAACUGCUAGGUUGGCAGGAGCAGGGACUGAGCAAUGGGAGCUCACCCCAUCGUGGGCAUUCGAACCGCCGACCUUCUGAUCGGCAAGCCCUAGUCUCUGUGGUUUAACCCACAGCGCCACCCGCACCCCCCCGCGUAGUAUAUGGAAUGCACCUAUUUAUCAUUGCAACUUUCCAACAGACUAAAGAGGAAGGCAGUCAGCAAAAAUUAAAAACAAUCAGAAUGAAACAAUAAAACCAAAUUAAAGCACAACAUGGGUGCCUGUUUAAAAACAACACUAAAGAGAUUGAUGUUGUUGCAUCUUAUGGCAUCUUUGUAUUUGCACUGCUGCUGGUGGAAAGAUGGGAUACAAAUCAACCAGAGAUAGAUCUCAGUUAUACGGGGAGACAAGAGAUGGUGACCAUCCUUCAGAUAUUCUUGUCCCUGGCCACAUAGGGCUGUUUUUAGGGCACAACCAGUCCUUUGAAUUGCACCCAGAAGUCAAUGACGUUGGUGGCUAGGGAUGAACGAGCAGCCCUUUAUUUGUUCCGAAAGUGCCUCAAUUCCUUUGCAUGUAUGCCCUAAGAACAGAAUGGGGGAGAAAUUGGUUUGGAUUGCAUUCGAAAGUGAAUUUACUUACCGUAUUUUUUUGCUCUAUAAGACUCACUUUUUCCCUCCUAAAAAGUAAGGGGAAAUGUGUGUGUGUCUUAUGGAGCAAAUGCAGGCUGCACAGCUAUCCCAGAAGCCAGAACAGCAAGAGGGAUUGCUGCUUUCACUGCGCAGCGAUCCCUCUUGCUGUUCUGGCUUCUGAGAUUCUGAAUAUUUUUUUUCUUGUUUUCCUCCUCCAAAAACUAGGUGCGUCUUAUGGUCUGGUGCGUCUUAUAGAGCGAAAAAUAUGGUAAUUCAGACUGCCCGGGCCAAUAAGCAAACCCAAACAUCCUUAAAAACUGUGCACGUCUCUGGAUGUCGCGACGCUGUUCUCCAGCCACCCAAAAAUGUGCUCCAAAGUCUUAGAAGAAGAAAAAAGGUGUACCAAAAUGGAGAUGUAUCGGGAAAUGUGCGUGAAAACGCAGAUUUUUGUGUGAACCAUUUGCAAAGAAAAAUGUACAAAUGGGGGAAGAAAUUGGAUGCAUUGAAUACAAGGUUGGAAAACGGGGGGAAACAGCACUGAGACAUUCUUCCAUCCUGACAGGAUCGAUGUUUUUGCACAAGGUCCAAGUGGCACGUCCACAAAACACAGCUGGGGGUGCUUUAACUGCCUGCUUCCCGUGGGCCCCCAGGCAUACCUGGGGCAGGAGAAGUGGGAGGCAGGAAAAGCGGGAACGUGCGCUUCUUGGAAGGCGGAAGGCGCCUAUUCCCUGGCACAGCGGUGGAGAGCAGAACAUUAAAUGCGCCCAUUGCUGCCAAGGAGCGCCCACACCUACUCCGUGAAUAAUCAGUCACCUUUUCCUUAACGACUUGCAACAUCCGUAGCUGCUGCCGCUGUUGGUGAUGGUGAUGUGGCGCCAUCCGUGUACACGGCGAAUUACAAAGAAGGAAAGCUCGGGUCUCUGCCCCCAAGGGGCAAACAUCCUAGGAGACAAACAGAAGGGAAACAAAGGGAGAGAGGUGGGCAGGGGGAAUAGCAGGGUGAGGGCAGAGAAGGAUGUGUGCGUUUGUUUCGGAUACUGGGGUUCAUUGCGGCUGGCUGGGACCGACGGGAGUUGUAGUUCAAAACGCCUGGAGGGCGCCUGUUGGGCACGGAGGCGAGCUGAUUCUGUUGGUGGCUUCACAGAAAAGGCAGGCUUUGCGCCUCUUCCAAGAAAGUAGGGAAAUGUGGCAACCACAGUAGUUUCACCGCCAUCUUUUUUUCUUUUCAUGGGCAGCCCCACCUGCAAUGCGUGGCCGUUGCCCAGGGUUUAUCUUGUUGGAAACCAAUGAUACCGUGUGAGGGAGGCUGGGAGUUCGGCAUUUAAAGGGACUAGGCCUUUGGGGGGAAUUUGAGGCUGACUAGGCUAUCCUAAGGCCUAUUCUAGCCCAUCUCAGUCCUCGGGGCAAAGGAAGAGGGAUACAUUUUGGGGCACGGCUGGUGAGCGUCCCCUGAUCUUUUAAGGAAGAGGAGAGGGACCAAGUCCUUUAACCCCCCCUCCCCUUUCCUCUCCCCACCCCUCAGCAUCCCUGUCUCAUCAGCUCCGGCUGCCUGGGGUGGCCCUUCAGCCAUCGCCAUGGCAACUGUCUCCUGGCAAACCUGUAUGAGCCAGCCACUUGGCUGUACCACAGCAGCCACUUUGGGGUAACCAGCCAAUCUCCACCCCCCCAGCCCCCAGCCCGGACGCAUGCGCGCACACACACACACACACCAAUUUGUCUGCUCUUUCCAUGGUGUGUCUGUGUGUGUAACUCAACUCCCCCCCUUCCUCUUGCGAGCAUAAAGCGCCCUCCCUACUCCCGUGUCGACCAUUUCUGAGAUGCGACUGUUUCUGAAGGGGGGAGGGUGUGCACCAGGGACCCCGUUUAAUGCAAAGUCCCGUUUCCUGCCCCAGGGCGUGCAAGCGAUAUCUGUGGGGUUGUUGUUUAGGGCCACGCGGGCCCAGAUAUAUGGGGUUUGCAUGGCUGCCAAGGAUGGUGGAUAGCAGUUUCCCGUUCCCUCUCCUCUCAAAGACGCACACACACAAUUUAUAUAGAUACAGAUAUAUAUAUAUAUCUUCCUCUUUCUGCCUUUUCUUCCGUCCUCUCUGCUUUGCAGCCUGCGUUGUGCCCCUGGGCAAGCAGACGAAUGUUGAAAGAAACCCACUUGACCACCCUGCGUCUCCUCCUCCGCCCAACCGGGGGGGGGGGGGGCGGGCAAGCAAGGGAAGCCAGAUCUCUACAGUUGCCGUUGUUUUCACCUUAUUUUUUAUAUUUAUAUAUAUAUUUUUACAAAUCAAGGUCAUUGCUCUACCCACCGGGCAAGACAGCCACCAGCUUUUCCACCACUUUCCCCCACCCCAGACACUGACACUUCCCGCCGCCCCCCUCCCUCAAAGCCAGGUGAUGGGAGCAUCAGGGCGGACAUAGUGGGGGUUUUUUCCAGUGGUGGUGGCAAGGCGUCGUUGACCCAGUUUUUCCUCCCCCUUCAAAUGAAUUUAUGCCCAGCCAAGCAUGAGGUAGAGCACGAGACAGCUGAGUGGAAGGAGGGAAGGGAAGAAGGAAAUCGGCUGGCUGGGGGCAGGGAAGGUGGUGGCACCAUCUAGGACAGGAAGUGAUGGAAGAGGAAACGGCAAGCCACUCAUUUAAAGCCCCCCCGCCCCAAAAAAGUGGCUGCAUCUCAGCACGUUUUGCCUGCCUUAAUUGGCGCCACAAAGCCCAGCCACCGUAGAAUCACAGAACGACAGAGCUGAAAGGGAUCCCGAGGGUCAUCCAGACCAACCCCCAAAUGCAGGAACCACAACAUUUUUUCCAUCACUUUCCCUAGAAAGCUUGGGCAGAAAUAAUCAAACGGUGAUGGCCGCGUUUCCAGUGCCAUGAGGAAAUGGGGCGCAUCGCUCUCGCGGGUGCCGAGGGGGGGCGGCUGCCACAAAUCUCCUCCCUCCGAGGACUAACAAGCCCGAGGGCACCGCUUCACGACGGUGCCAGCCCCCAGCUCCCUCCAACCUGGGCAGCCCUUGUAAAUCAUUCCAUUCGCUCAGAUAUUAUAUCCCUGGCAAGUAUCAGGGAAAGCAGUUUAAUAUUUUUAAAUGCAUAUCCAAGCUGGCCAAGCACACACCCUCUCAAUAUACCUAAGGUUAGAAGGCGGGCACCCACUAGGCCGAAAGGUGCAGUGGUCGCCGAGAGCCAAACCCUGACUUGUCUUUUUUAUUUAUUUCUUUUUUGAAACUUUUAAUUUUGGAGAGUGCAGCUGCAAAAAGUCAAAAAGGAUGUGUUGUCCUUUUAAAGAAAUCGCAGGAUGCCCUCAAUUGCCAGGAGCCCGUGGACUAGGAGAGGGGGGCUUGGGCAAGCAAGCAGGCCCCGGCCAUUUGGCGGGGAGGUGGGCACCGAGAGGGGGGUGGGCACGGCCGUCUCCCAUGCCUGUCCUGCGUCUGCAGCCUCGCGAAGGGUGGCCCCCCACCGGCCAGGCGUGUUCUUUGUGAGGGCUCAGCCGAGCGAGUCUAAACUGAACCGACGGGCCCAGCUUCCCAGAGCCCCCGGCAGCUGCCAGCGAGAGAGAGUCCCACGCCGCGCACUGCACGCGAAACACCCCCCCCCCAAAUCUCUCUCUUUCUUCUUUUUAAAAAUCCAUUAGGGUCCCCCGUUUCCCUCGCAGAGGCGGAACGAGAGAACCCGAAGGCUUCGGGAUGCCGCGUGGCAUCGCCAGCUUGGAACCUUCCGGAAAAGCACCCGGUCAGAGUCCCCGCUUCAUCAGGUCUCAGUAGGGUGGGCAAAGUCCCACCCUGUGAACACAUGACAGUGCCCAGUCCAGGAGUAACGGAUCUGCGUGUGGCCUUAUACCAGUUGCUGGAAACCGCAGGACUGGGGAAGAGAGCAUGAUGUGGCGCAAUAGAGUGUCGGACUAGGGCCUGAGAGGGCAGGGUUCGAAUCCCCACUUGGCCAUGACGUGCCCUGCGUAACCUUGGCAUUGCCGGAUUUACGUACAGUGGUACCUCGGGUUACAUACGCUUCAGGUUACAGACUCCGCUAACCCAGAAAUAGAGCUUCAGGUUAAGAACUUUGCUUCAGGAUGAGAACAGAAAUCGUGCUCCGGCAGCACGGCGGCAGCAGGAGGCCCCAUUAGCUAAAGUGGUGCUUCAGGUUAAGAACAGUUUCAGGUUAAGAACGGACCUCCGGAACGAAUUAAAUACUUAACCCGAGGUACCACUGUAUAAGCUAAACAAGCUGUAGCUUAGGCCCCGCUCUCUUGGGGCCCCCCAAAAAAAUUAAACGAAAAAAACCUUGGAUAUGCAGGUGAAUCUCGAAAAAUUCGAAUAUCGUGGAAAAGUUCCUUUAUUUCACUAAUUCAACUUCAAAGGUGAAACUAAUAUAUGAGAUAGACUCGUGACAUGCAAAGCGAGAUAUGUCAAGCCUUGAUUUGUUCUCGAAACUAGAAUCUCGUAGAAAAGUUCCUUUAUUUUCAUAAUUCAGCUUGAAAGGUGAAACUAAUAUAUGAGAUAACUCGUGACAUGCAAAGCAAGAUCUGUCAAGCCUUGAUUUGUUAUCGUUGCGAUGAUCAUGGCGUUCCAGCUUAUGAAAACCCCAAAUUAACAAUCUCAGAAAAUUAGAAUAUUCAAGGAAAUCAGCAAAACAAGGAUUGCAAAUCGAGCAAGAUUGGACCUCUGAGAAGUAGAAGCAUAUCUCACUUUGCAUGUCAUGAGUCGAUCUCAUAUAUUAGUUUCACCUUUGAAGUUGAAUUCCUGAAAUUCCACGAUAUUCUAAUUUUUCGAGUUUCACCUGUACAUUUCCAAAAUAUAAGAUACAAAACAAAUAAAAUAAAACCUACAGACAGCAACAGUGUUUUGUGUUAUGUAGGCUCCUGUGAUGUAAGUCACGGGCCCCGCCUGCUCGCCUGCUCCCUAAAAUAUCACUGGUUUGCUCCUUUCUAUAUAUAGGGUGCCUACAUUCUGCAUGGACUGGUUGCAGGGCAACUUGGGCAAAUGGCUUGAGAUACCUAUGAGGUCCAUCAAUUACCAUAUAGCAUAUAUUCAUCACAACAAACAGCGACAAUUUGUUGUUGACAAAGGACAGCUGGACAUAUAAAGGGCCCCAAUACCUUGCUUAGGGCCUCAUCAAACCUAAAUCCGACCCUGGACCUUGUAGUCAGUCACUUAACCUACCUCACAGGUAGGUUGUGAGGAUGAAAUGGGGAGCAAGAGAACCAUGUGCACCACUUUGAGAUCCUUGGAAGGCAAAGGCGAUAUAGAAAUGUAACAAACGAAUAUAUUUUUUUUAUUAUUUUGCCGGCCCCAACAUCCAAAGCGUGACAUCUUUUGUGCGACUGAUGUGCCCCACGCCCAGUCAGGGCCCGCUGAGACAGCCGCCUUGCUACCUUUUUAAAUUUCAUUUUUGUUCUGCAGGUAGCACCAGGUAACAGGGCUCCAGCCACCAUUUUACUUUCCCACAGGGCUUUGGAGUGAUGCUCUGUUGGGGUCAUGUUGGGAAAUCAAAAUGGCGGCUGCUGGGCCCAACUACCUGGGGCUGGUUGGCCCUGCAACAACAACAACUCAUUAUUUGUACCCAGCCACUCCGGGCGGCUUCCAGCACAUAACGUUAAACCUUAAACACCGUAAAACCUUAAUACGGGGCUGCCUUCAGACAUUUACUAAAUGUUAUAUUAUUUUAAAAGGUAAAGGGACCCCUGACCAUUAGGUCCAGUCGUGGCCGACUCUGGGGUUGCGGCGCUCAUCUCGCUUUAUUGGCUGAGGGAGCCGGCGUACAGCUUCCGGGUCAUGUGGCCAGCAGGACUAAGCCGCUUCUGGCGAACCAGAGCAGCACACGGAAACGCCGUUUACCUUCCCGCCGGAGCGCUACCUAUUUAUCUACUUGCACUGGCAUGCUUUCGAACUGCUAGGUUGGCAGGAGCAGGGACCGAGCAACGGGAGCUCACCCCGUCAAGGGGAUUUGAACCGCCGACCUUCUGAUCGGCAAGUCCUAGGCUCUGUGGUUUAACCCACAGCGCCACCCGCAUCUUGGGAAGGCAUUCCACAGGGUAGGGGCCACUACCGAGAAGGCCCUGUUGUUGUUGUUGACAUUAUUGAUAAUAUUUGUAUACCACCCUUCAUCCGUAGAUCCCAGGGCUGUUCACAGCAUUAAAACACAAGCUAAAAAACACAAAAUACAUAAUGAAAACUCGAACAGAAGCAAAGCAGUAACCCUCCACCCGUACCAAAGACACGUUUAAAACUGAAUCGGAUGUCAAUCAGCCCAAGGUCUGGUUGAAGAGGAAUGUUUUUGCAGGGCACCUAAAAGUGUAUAAUGAAGAUGCCAGCUGAACCUGGGGAGAGCAUCCCACAAAUGCGGGGAUUGGUCAACCCUAGCCACACAUUGCAUAGGAGCCGGCCCAAGACAUUUUGCCGCCUGAGGCAGAGGGCAAGAUGGCGUCUUCCUCCAUCCCAGGCAUUGAGGCUGCGGCAGCUGCUCCAAUCUGCCCAACGCUUGAGCCGGCCCUGCGCCAUAAUUCGGAUUAAACCGCCUGAUCAGAGCGGGUAAGGGUGGGGCUGAUAGGUGCUCCUACCCUCGGCCAGGGGUCGAUCUAAAUCAGCGUCCCCCAACCUGGCGCCCUCUAUAUAUUUUGGACCACAACUCCCAUGCCCAGUGGCCCUGCUGGCUGCGGCUGGUGGGAGUUUUAGUCUGAAAUAUCUGGGGAAAGCUGAUCUAGGCGGCCUCUGGGUUUUUCUCCCGUGCUUGCAAUUCUGUGAAAGGAAAGCUGUGAGGAAUUCACCUACUACAACAACAACAGCAGCAUGAUUUAACCUCACGAUAAUUUAGUUAGGUUUCAGCUGCCAGUCCUUCUCACGGUUUAUCUUGCUAACACAGGCACCCUUGACUGGUAUUUUUCACAGAACAGCGAGUUUGUGGGCUGAGUUUAAAGCGGAGGACUCCGCAUCUAAUUCUAUUUUUAUUAUUAUUAUUUUUUUUAAAUGUUCCUGAGAUUUCUUCUCUGCCUUUCAGGGGCUUAUGCCCCACUUGAGGCGGCUUACGUAAAUUAAAAUCGCCAUCGCAGGGGGAAAAAAACAUUUUCAUAAAAUGCACACAAAAGGCAAGCCUGGAAGAUUAAAAGCAAUCCUCAACGCAGACUUAAGAACAAGACGAUGCUCUUCUGCAAUUGGGACAGAUCUGGGUCGGUUGCGAGGAGAGACGGAUGGAUUUGUCAGUUCCGGUUCUCUCAGUUUCUCAUUCUUUCAAUCUUAUAUCUGGUUCUCCCCGUUUCUGCAGCAAUUUGCAGAUUUUUUUUUUUUUAAGAAAACCUAAUGAAAAUUGACCAGCAUUUUUGUGUGAAUUUCUCCUAAUAAACCCAUGCAGUUUUGACUAAUUUUGCAAGCAAUUUACCCCAAGGAAGCACAUUUUUGCAUGUUGGUUUUUUUUUUGGUCAAUAUGUGUAUUUUUACGCAUAUUACCGAGUGUGGCGUAGUGGUUAGAGAGUCGGACUCAGGCCUGGGAAAGACUCGGGUUCAAAUCCCCCCACUUGGCCACAAAACUCACUGGGUGACCUUGGGGGGGCCGGUCGCUGCCUCUCUCGGCCCAACCUACCUCACGGGGUUGUUGUGGGGAGUAAAUAAGGAGGACGAGAGCCAUGUGCACCACUUUGCGCUCCUUGGAGGAAAAAGGAUGGGAUAUAAAUGCAAUAAACAAUAAUCGGCGCAUUUUUGUGAACAUUGGAUGGAGAAUUUGGAGAGGUUUGUGAGGUUCGCCUUGGAUCGCGAGCAGAAUUUACCGUAUUUUUCGCUCUAUAAGACACACCAGACCACAAGACGCACCUAGUUUUUGGAGGAGGGAAACAAGAAAAAAAAUAUUCUGAAUCUCAGAAGCCAGAACAGCAAGAUUGCGCAGUGAAAGCAGCAAUCCCUCUUGCUGUUCUGGCUUUUGGGAUAGUUGCGCAGCCUGCAUUUGCUCCAUAAGACGCACACACAUUUCCCCUUACUUUUUAGGAGGGAAAAAGUGAGUCUUAUAUAGCAAAAAAUACAGUAAUUUCUCCUUCUGCUAUUCUGGGCAAGCCUGAACUGUGGGUUUGGCUGCCCCAUACCAGUGGUUGUGGGGCACCCAGGGAGGCUGCCCGCUUGCCAAGAUGGCUGCUCUCUCUCUCUCUCUCUCUCUCUCUCUCUCUCUCUUCUUUUUUCCCCCUCUGUAUCCCCAACAGACUUUGGCAGAGCAGGUGCGUCAAAACGCCCCUCUCGCCUCCACAGCCUCUGGCUUAUUAACGGAUCACGAGGGGAACUUUUGUCUGUGCAAACAUUAAACAUCUUGUUUAAAUAUUAAGUGACCCAGCAGAGCAUCCUUUGGAAAGGCAGGGCUGCGUCGGGUUUGUCUGAGAGCGCUGAGGGGGCUGCCGGGUUAGGUGUGGGGGGGUCUGAGUUGCUGGGUAGGAAGGUUGGGGAGCGGCCGCCGAGACCACAUAACACCAGUCUUGAAAGACCUACAUUGGCUCCCAGUACGUUUCCAAGCACAAUUCAAAGUGUUGGUGCUGAUCUUGAAAGCCCUAAACAGCCUCGGUCCAGUAGACCUGAAGGAGCAUCUCCACCCCCAACGUUCAGCCCGGACACUGAGGUCCAGCUCCGAGGGCCUUCUGGUGGUUCCCUCCCUGCGAGGAGCCAAGUUACAGGGAACCAGGCAGAGGGCCUUCUCGGUGGUGGCGCCCUCCCUGUGGAACGCCCUCCCACCAGAUGUCAAAGAGAACAACAACUACCAGACUUUUAGAAGACAUCUGAAGGCAGCCCUGUUUAGGGAAGCUUUUAAUGUUUGAUGCAUUACUGUAUUAUAAUAUUUUGAUGGAAGCCACUCAGAGUGGCUGGGGAAGCCCAGCCAGAUGGGCGGGGUAUAAAUAAUAAAUAAUAAUUAUAAUAAUUUAAUAAUUAUAAUUAAUUGGGGGACACCACUGGAACCCCCAGGGACGUGGGUGGUGCUGUGGGUUAAACCACAGAGCCUAGGACUCGGUGGUUCGAAUGGGGUGAGCUCCUGUUGCUCGGUCCCUGCUCCUGCCCACCUAGCAGUUCGAAAGCACAUCAAGUGCAAGUAGAUAAAUAGGUACCGCUCCGGCGGGAAGGUAAAUGGCAUUUCCGUGCGCUGCUCCGGUUCGCCAGAAGCGGCUUAGUCAUGCUGGCCACAUGACCCAGAAGCUGUACACCGGCUCCCUUGGCCAGUAAAGCAAGAUGAGCACUGCAACCCCAGAGUCGGCCACAACUGGACCUAAUGGACAGGGGUCCCUUUACCUUUACCUUUACCUUUUACUGGACCCCCCACAUCAGCUCUUUAAUACCACAAAGUCUUGGGCGAUGAAAGGAAUUCAAAAUGGCCCUUUUUGAAGCCUAGGGCCUCUCCCUGCACCCCAGGCAGGAAAAGCCUCCCAUCUUCCACCUCCUCCGGUCUCCGUCCAAGGCCUCCUGAGCUUUCCCUCGCAGCCGGCCCAUGAAUUUAUUAUUUAACACCCAUGCCACCCAUCAGUAUUCUCUGGGCACCUUGCACGAGAAAAACAGAAGCAAGCAUCGUCACGAGUUGGUAGCAAAACUCGGAAGGGAAUAAAAUGGCAGAAUAAAAACAACUGCAACCUGGCAGCCGUCACCGCCGUUUCUAGCAAUUAUAGACUUGGAGAAAUGAAUUUUUUAGAAAGGUGUAUUCGCCUAGCUCUGAAAAGAUAGCCAAGAUAGAGAUGCCAGGAAGCCCGGCUGGGGAGAUGUCUCCAAGGGCAGCCCCGCAUACUGUACAUUACAGCAGUCUGGCUGUAACCCAUAACUAUGGCUAAUUUCUUUCUCUCUCUCUCUCUCUCUCUCCUGCCCCACAGCAACUUCAGAUGGUACCAAGGAAGGGCUUGAGAACAUGAAGGGCGGUGCCUGCCUCUCCAAAGGCAUGAAAGUCGUCUUGAAAGUCGGGCAGCGUAAGUCGUCGGGGGCGGGGAGAAAGAAGAAUCCAGAAAGUGCAUCUUUGUGGGAGAAGAUCUGGGUGUGGGGAGAUGACCCAGAUGUCCCUGGGAGGGGAAUAGGGGUCCGUUGCAUGAGAGCAGAGCAUUCUGGGAGCCAGAACCUCUUCAGGAAGAGAGCGGGUUAGAACGGGGAAUCCUGGGAAUGAGGAGGACCCCCGUCCCCCGGGAGAAGGGUGGGGGAGAGUGCCAGGGCCAGCCUUCGCCAACCUGGUGCCCUCCAGAUGUUUUGGACCGCACGCUAGCUGGAUGAAUGAUCCUAGUUUAAAGGUCCCGGGCCCUAAGGAAGUCAGAUUAUCCUCCACCAGGGCCAGGGACUUCUCAGUGAUGGCUCCGACCUGGUGGAAUGCUCUGUCCCAUGAGACCAGGGCCCUGCAGGAUUUAACUUCCUUCCGCAGGGCCUGUAAGACAGAGCUACUCCACCUGGCUUUCAAAUUGAAUUAGCCUGAUCUUUUAUUCCCCUUCCUUCCCUCCCCCUUCCCCUUUUUAUGAAGAUUACCCGCUCUGGGAUCCCACAGCUAAUUCUCCCUUGGUCUCAUCACUGGCCCAAAUAGGACUAAUUCAGCCAGCUAGCCCUGGUGAUCAUCUAAUGUUUAUUGGAUGGAUUUCCCCCCCUAAAUUGAUUUUUGAAUUCUGAACUUAUCGUUAUUCACGUUUUAUACUGUUUUUUGUUGCAUCGCUUAAGUGUUUUAAAUUUGUUGUUAGCCGCCCGGAGCCCAGUUUUUGAACCGGGAAGGGCGGGGUAUAAAAGAAAAGUAUAUUAUUAUUUAUUAUUAAAACAUCUGAGCUGUGCCGGGUUGGCAAAGACUGACCUUGUGCCCACCCCUUCACUGCCACCGCUGCAACAGCCAGGACUCCUGGGCACUUGGGCCUGUUCCUCGUUCCCUCUGCAAAACCCUCUAGAUUUGGGAACAUGGCAUGAGUCAGACCCACAGCUCCUGCUGGAACUCGGAUGAGCUCUUGACCGUCCAGUAAAUGGGGAUAUGGGGGGCAGGAGUAGAUUGGGGUGGGAGCAAGGGAGAGGAGGGGGAGUUGAUCCUACCAUCCUGAAUGUCAGCCCCUCUUGCUUUCCCCUUCUUUUCUCCCACCCCUGACUGUUUCUCACCCCCUGUCCUACCUGGGCAAAUGUGCCCCUUGAUGCCCAAGGUCGCUCAGCCCGCCUCUCACGGAUCCUGCCCCUCAGAUUAAAUCACACAAACGAGCAGAAUAAAUGUGAGGAUUCCAGGGCGGCAGCAGGAGGAGUUUGGAGCCCGGAGUCCUGACUUUGAACACCACUUUGGCCACGAAGUUGCCUGCCUGUGGCCUGGGGCUAAGCUUUCCUCUCUCUUUCAGUCCCUAAGCACGCCUCGCAGGGCCGUUGUGAGAUCAAAAACAGAGAAGCGAAAUGAAUUUGGGGGUGAGGUUUUCUCAAGCAAACCCCCACCCCCCAUCUGGGAGGGUUUCGUUUGCUCAUUAACUUGAUAUUUUAAACCCAAUCUUGCAUUGCUCUCUAGCUAUUUAAUAAAAAUCUGAAUUUUAAAAUACCACAGUUCAGAAAUUUGGUUUCGGGUUUAUUAAAAAAAAUAAAUGCUGCCAGGCAGCUCAUCAGCCCACUCCCAAAAGGGAAACAAGCUUAAAUGAAUAGGUUAAACUGCCCUCGUUUCUGAAGUUGUGGCGGGAAAGUGAUUUAAAUGUAGAUUAAAUUAAAUCGGUGGGGAUGGCCGAGACAGAACGUUGCCAUGUACCAAGACUGGGAGAGGGGAUGCAGGGGAAGGCAGAACUAAAACAAAAUUAGGGUGGGAUGGGAUUGGAAAGAAUCUUCACUUUUGGAGGGAGAGGGAAGAUAAAGGUCAGGGUCCGUUCUGUAGCCACGAAGGUGCCCGUAAUGUCAGGUCACCUAACGCAGGUGUUUUUAAAAAGCCUUAUUAUUGGCAAAAAAAAACCCCGCAGGUGUGCUGGCUGUUUCUGGCAGCGGCUGGGCAGGUACUUCCACCUGGCUGCCUCCCUCGCCAGGUGUGAGCUCAGGCUCCGCCCACAGGUGACCUCACCGGCUGCUGAGCAUCAGUGUUGAGAGCACAACCUAGUGGUUCCUGUGUGGUACUGCAGGUUCCUUCCACCACACCCCACGCCCUCCUGCUUUGUAAGAUUAAAACCCUGAAGAGAAUGUGAAGCCCUUUCCCCCCCCUUACUUUUAACUCUGGCAAUUUUUUUCAAUUUUUUUUUUUUUUGAGCUGCAGAGGCAUGCAGGCACCCGAAGCACACAGAACUCCCUAUGCUCCUUUUCCGCCUGGUUGCGGAAUUCUGUGUGGCUCGGAAGCUGGCCUGCUUAUUUAUAUACUUUAUUUAUUUGCUCAGUUUGUAUACCGCCCUAUACUCAUCGAUAUCGGGGCAGUUCACAAAAUAAAACUGCAAUAUUAAAAACACAACAUACAUAAUCAAAACAAAGGCAACCCUAAAAUCCGCCCCCCUUCUGCCCCAGAGUGGCGCCAUAAAAGGAACCGAGUCUCAGUUGUGUUUCCUAAUUGCCACACGAAAAGGACAGGGAGGUGGCUGAAAUCUGACGAAAUUGUUUCACUGUUUUUGGAGUCCGUGGGGAUCGUUUCCUUGUUGUCGUUCAUUUCAUUCUUCUUAAGUUUGUGUGUUUUUGCUCUGUUUUUACCACGCCGCACUGCUAAAGAGCGCGUUGAUUUUAUUAUUUUAUUCUUGGGUUUGUGCGUUUGUGCUCUGUUUUUGCCGCUUCGCCCCCAUAAAUUGGGGGGCUGAAUGUGUCUGCCCCUACCUGGGUCUCUGCCCCACCCUCCCCCAGCUCCCACCCCCACUUGCCAUCUCUCGGCCCUUCAGAACGUAAAAAGAGCUUGCUGGAUGAGACCAGGGGCCCAGCUGCUGGUAUCCAUUGCUGCCCCCCAAGUGCGGAGGACAGAGCAUAGUCAAUGUGGCUAGGAGCCAUCGAGAGCACUCUCCGCCCCCAUGAAUUUGCCUAGUCCUCUUUCCAGUCCUCAUUCCAAGAUGGCGGCUGCCGCCGCCUCUCCCCCCCGUGGGAACCGGGUUCCGUAGUUUUAACUGUGCGCCCUUGCCCCCCCCCAGAUCCCAACACGGGCUCCAAAACCCCGAAGUCCGUUCCAGACACGCCUACCGAGAAGGAGAGAGGGACGUCUGGGGCAGCCGAGCCCAGCAAGGAGGUGAACCCAGGUAUGCCCUGACCCUACAACUCCCUCUCUGCCCCCCAAGCGCAGCCACGAGAGGAGGGAGCCCCCCUGCACCAAAACCCUGGCUCACAUACCCCACACACUGCCCCAUGUUUUCCCUCCACGUUUCUCACUCCCUAACCCCUCCCUCCCUCUUGCCCCAAGGCACAGUAGCCCCAGUGCCCUCCUUUCCCAAGAGGCUCCCAUGGACUUGAGGGUCCGGGGAGCGAGAUUUGGGGCAGCAUCCUGCAUUCCACAAAUGCCUUCUCCUUUUGGUGUGUAGGAUCCUGAGGCCUGAGCAGAGAAGGGCCUUUCCCCCAGAGUCCAUUGUUAAGGGAAGAGAAGCCUGCAGCCUCCUGGCGAGUAGGCGCAGGACCCAGGAGUCCGAGUUCCCAGAAUCCCCUGCUUUAAGGCAUUAGGCACCCUCCUCCCCCCACAAAAAUCCAGCUCAAGAUGGCAGGCGUCGUUGGCUGGGGUUGGGAUGAGUUCUGGUCCAAAGCAUGCGGGGGAAGCCAUUAAUAUUAUUAUUAUUAUUAUUAUUAUUAUUAUUAUUAUUAUUAUUAUUUUCAUGGACUGGCUUACACAAAUUGAAAGAAGGCAGAAAAAAUGCAAAAAUAAAAAUAAAAGAUGACCCAUGACCCCCAAUUCUGCUGCAGUGGAAUGAGAUGGCUUCUCGUACCCCAUUUCCGAGAGAACCCCGGAGUCCUGGCUCCUGCCCCUCCUCCUCUUCCAACCUCUCCUCGGAGAGCCCAGGAGUCCUGGCUCCCAGCUCUGCUCACAUCUUUGUGGGGAGGGGGGAAGGAGACCAGGACAGGGGUCCCGUGGGUCAGCGUUUGGGGCGCACCUCCUUCUCUGCUUCCCCCUUCUCCCCGGGAUCAGUCCACGUCCGGCCCUGACAGGCCCAGACGGGGGGGGGGGACGACUGAAGACGAGGCUUUGCGGCGGGGGGGACUAGCUCCUUGCAAAGUGUUUUGUUCUGCCUGUCUUCCGUGUCGGGGACAGAACUGGGAGCCGGGAGAGGGGGCCCCCGGGCUUGAGGUUUAUUGAUAGUGAUGGCUGAAAUGAACCCUGCCGAGCCGGGCUGGGGGGAGGUAUCGAGGAGGCAAUUAGCUCCAUUAACCAGAGUCGACAGACACUAACGAGGACCUUCCCUCUCCAGGCAGGCCCCGCUUUGCUAUUUGAGCGCCUCUCCGCCAACCAACAGGUUUCCAGUUAUUCCUCCGCUCUCCGUAUACCGAAUCGGACCAUUAUUAUUAUUGAAGAAGGUCCAUUUCGGAAGUUGCAGGCUACUGCUUGAGCCAGGCUGUGUGGGGCAGCCACCCCCUGGAUGGGUCAUGCCAGCUAGGCCUGCCCCCUUGGUGCCCACUUUCCGUACAGAACAGAUGCCCAUGCGAGGGAGGCACAGCUGCAUUCAGGAAGACCUCACUGAGAGCUAGAAUCUUGCGCAGCGCGGAAGCCUUCCUGCAUGCAUUGUGCAGCUCUGCGCAUGAAGGCUCUGGCCAUCUUGUGUGGCCGCCAGGGAGGCGCAUGGCUGUUUGGCAAGGCCUCGCCCCCUGCUCACGCACCAGCCUUCCCCCACGCAAGUAUAACCUCUGAAUGGGGCAACGGAGCAGGUCUGCCUUUCUUCCUAGAGCUGUAGAACCAGAAGCAUAGCUGUCAAUGUUUCCCUUUUUUAAAGGGAAAUUCAGUUAUUCCAAAUAGGAUUCCUCACGGGAAAAGGGAAAAGUUGACAGCUAUGACCAGAAGGGACCCAAAGAGUCAUUCAGUCCAACCCCCUGCAAUAAUAAUAACAACAACAGUAAUUUUUUUACAUUAAUGCUCGGAAACGUAUGUUUCCGAGAACAAUUCAAAAUUCUGGUGUGGACCUUGAAAGCCCUAAACAGCCUCAAAGGCCCAGUAUACCUGGAGGAGCGUCUCCACCCCCAUCAUUCUGCCCGGACACUGAGGUCCAGCACCGAGGGCCUUCUGGUGGUUCCCUCCCUGCGAGAAGUGAGGUUACAGGGAACCAGGCAGAGGGCCUUCUUGGUGGUGGUGCCCGCCCUGUGGAACUCCCUCCCAGCAGAUGUCAAGGAAAUAAACAACUACAGUGGUACCUUGGGUUACAUACGCUUCAGGUUACAUAUGUUUCAGGUUACACACUCUGCUAACCCAGAAAUAGUGCUUCAGGUUAAGAACUUUGCUUCAGGAUGAGAACAGAAAUCGCGCAGCGGUGGCAGGAGGCCCCAUUAGCUAAAGUGGUGCUUCAAGUUAAGAACAGUUUCAGGUUAAGAACGGACCUCCGGAACGAAGUAAGUACUUAACCUGAGGUACCACUGUAUCUGACUUUUAGAAGACAUCUGAAUGCAGCCCUGUUUAGGGAAGUUUUGAAUGUUUUAUUGUGUUUUUAAUAUUAUGUUGGAAGCCGCCCAGAGUGGCUGGGGAAACCCAGCCAGAUGGGCAGGGUAUAAAUAAAUUAUUAUUAUUAUUAUUAUUAUUAUUAUUAAGCAGGAAUUGCAUUCUGAGAGCGGCCCAAGGUUUUCCAAAGGGUGCAUGCGCACCAUGCAUUUAAGGCACAUGACUUCCACCCAAGCGUCCUGGGCCCCGCUGUUCCCCUCUAGCAGAACUACGAUUCCCAGCGCCAGUAGCAAACUACAGUUCCCAGGCGUCUUUGCAGGAAGCCAUGUGUUGUGCACACGUAUGGGGGGUGUGCAGUCCAAGCUCCACCACACCUCCCCACGUGGAGAUCUUUUCACUGGGGCCAGGGGGGUGAACUUGGGGGCCGCUGUAGGGAGAAGCCAGCCUCUCAUUUUGAGGCUGCGUCUUCCCCCCACGGCCUGGUUCACGCCGAAGCGAAAGAAGCAGCGCUCCUUCUGCCUGUCUUGGCUGCCGGCAGGAAGUGGCUUAGGAAACAUAACCCAAAAGAAACACUUUGGGCAAUACUGGCGAGGGGGGAAAGGCAAACAGUGUAACUCAAAUCUCCUUUUCACAGGGGAAGAAAACUCCAGUUCGGAGGAGGAAAUCAAGGGCUUUUUCCUGGAUUGAACAUGUCAGGGUGGGGUGGGGGUGAGCGAGGUGCUUGCUUGGCUCUCCUGCGGUGCUGAAUCGUGCCCAAAAUAGACUAAAAAGCUAGCUGGUCAGGAAAACAGGUCAGCCCAGACAUCUCCUUGUCAUGCUAGAUUUCUGCAAGCAGGGAGACUUUCCCCACGGAGGGGACCCAUCACCCUCCGCCGCUGACGUGAUAUAAUCCAGAUCACAGCUACGGGAAUCUUUUCUUUCUUUCUUUUUUUCACAGCCUGAGAGGCAGAUUUCCUUCUGGGGAGCCACCCAUUGGCCACUUCCAGUGGUGGGCGGGGCCAGGGACAAAAGUAGGCGGGGCAAUGGAUGCAGAUGUUGUCUUUGCGCACUAGGCCAGCUUGCACAACUGCUCCAGCGCCAUCUCUCCCCUCCACUCAGAUGAGCGAGGGGCAUUGUAGAGACCCAAAGACUCGUUCUACAGGGUUGUGACCUAGAAACAGCCUUUCACCCCUCUUCUUUCGAACGUUUUACCUGCCUUAUAAAAAUAAGUAAGACUCUCACAAUGUAAAUUAAAUUAAAUCUUCCUGCGUUGCAAGGGGUUGGACUAGAUAACUCUUGUGGUCCCUUCCAACUUCUGUGAUUCUAAAGCCAUUCGAACAGAACAGACCUGUACAAAUUCAGCUCCAGGGUCCCACGACAGGAAACACCUUAGCGGUCACAAAAGUAGAUUUAGGGAAGCGCGAUCCGUUCGCCCACAUUGGGCGCUGAGCCAAGGGAGCACUGCAACAAAGAUGUAGAACGGAAGAGGGAGGGGUGCUGAAUUUUAGCGCCACUGAAAUCUGAAAGCCCGAAUCCCGCCAGUGUCAGUCAGAGGACAGACUCGAGAGUUGUGUCAACGCACCUCUGUUGGAAGAGAGGUCCACGGUUUUGGGGCCAUCACAGAGGAGGCCCCGGACUGCAGGGGUGGGUGCUGCCCACCCUUAAUGUCAGUGAGGCCUCGGUCUGUGGGGCAGGCGAUGCCAUGGACAAGCAGGGAGCCAUUUGCUUAUUCCAGGCACCCCCCCCAACUUGGCCCUCCAGCUGUUUGGGGACUACAACUCCCAUCAUCCCUAGCUAACAGGACCAGUGGUCAGGGAUGAUGGGAGUUGUAGUCCCAAAACAGCUGGAGGGCCAAGUUUGCCUAUGCCUGGUUUAUACUGACACUUGGUAAAUCAAGCAUCUCCCUAAACACUCUUCUUCUUUUUCCCUCCCCCCCUAAAAAAACCAGGACCCCCGACUGGAAACGCCACCGGGAAGGUGGGAGGCGAGAAUGGCCCCCUGCCCCAGUCCAGCGUCCCGAUCAUCGCGGGGGCCGCCGGAGGGGCCGCCUUCGUCCUGCUGGUGGCGGCCGCCGUGACGGGCGCCCUCUGCUACCGCCGGCGCCGGGCCAAGCACAGCGAGUCCCACCACCCGCCACUCUCGCUCAGCACCCUGACCAGCCCCAAGCGGGGGGGCGGCGGGGGCAACAACAACGGCUCGGAGCCCAGCGACAUCAUCAUCCCGCUCCGGACUUCAGACAGCGCCUUCUGCCCCCACUACGAGAAGGUCAGCGGGGACUACGGCCACCCGGUCUACAUCGUUCAGGAGAUGCCCCCCCAGAGCCCUGCCAACAUCUACUACAAAGUAUGAGGGGGGGGUGGGCAGCACGGCUCCCUCCUGGCGGAGGCUGCGCCCCCCGGCCAUCACCACCACACCCCCCAACGGCGGGGAGGAACCUCGGCACGGACCGGGGGGACGUUGCCGCCCCUCUCGCCCGGCCUGGAUACUGGGGUCCGUGCACAGCUGCGGGGACCCCCCCUCUACGGCAUUCAAGGGGGGUUCCCAGGAUUUGGACUUGGCCAGAGGGAAGGACCCUCCACCUUGCUGUCUCCUGCUUCUCCUCCUCUCUCCGUGGAUUUGGGCCUGGCUCAGAUGGACAGGCCGAGAGAAUCGACCCCCUUUCCGCCAGGCGCCAGAGAGUUUAACAGAGACAAGACCCCCUCUCGCCCCACUUCCGGGUGCAAGGGGGGAAGGACUGGGCUUCCACGUCGGCUGAUUUCUUUCCAGAUAGGGACACACACACACACAAAUCCCUCCAUUUCUCUCCUGCGGUGUGCCCCACAAUCCAGUUUCAAUGGAUCUCUCACCCCUGUUCAACAAAUAAAGGUGACUUAGGGCCCAUAUGCACUUCCGUUUGCCCCGGGGAAACCCAAUCUUUAGCGCUGAAUCGGAACAAACAGCAACUGGGUUUUCCGCAAAUGGCUGUUUGUUCCGAUUUAGCAAUAAAGCUCAUUUUUUCCCCCGGGGGAACGCAGUGAGGGAAAGGCUUUCUAGGCAAAGGACGAGCGGAAUUGUGGACGAGCCCUUACUUAUAAACAUCCACCCAUCGGCCAAAAUGAAUUAAAGUGGGGCGGUGUUUCUCUUUUUUAAAAAAAAAACCACGCACAAAUUUCCUUGCACAAUUUCAAAUUCUUUUUGACAACAUACUCAAGGGUCACGCUGUUGUGGUCAGAUGGUUUUGGGGGAAGCAGCAACGGGUUAAGCAUAAUGUUGUUGCUAUCCCCCCCCCCCCAGGGAAAACACCCUACCGAGACUUAAUAGCUACCUUGCCUUUCCCACCCCGGAUAUGUCCCUCAAAACUGACAUUUCAAGUAUUAAAUCUGAGAAUCUUGAAGGUUUCCAGGGUUUCUUCUGCCAAGUUACCUUUUGGCUCUGCGGAACCUGCCGUGUUCCUCUUGGUUUCUGUGAGGAGAUAAUUCGGUGGCAAACUCCAUUACCCAACUCUCUCCCCGCCCAAGAAAAGCACAAGGCCAGGGCAGGGGUAGGGGAGCCAUUUUGCCUGUCCCAUUUUGUUUCCCCCCAUUUUAGGUUCCGCUAGGGAAAGAGUUGAGGCGCCCUUUCCCAGCCCGCAUAUGUUUUGGACUACAAUUUCGGCCCAUAAAUAAUAAUAAUAAUUUAUUAUUUAUACCCCGCCCAUCUAGCUGGGCUUCCCCAGCCACUCUGGGCGGCUUCCAACAAAAUAUUAAAAUACAGUAAUGCAUCAAACAUUAAAAGCUUCCCUAAACAGGGCUGCCUUCAGAUGUCUUCUAGAAGUCUGGUAGUAGUUGUUCUCUUUGAUAUCUUGUGGGAGGGUGUUCCACAAGGCGGGAGCCACCACCAAGAAGGCCCUCAGCCUGGUUCCCUGUAACUUGGCUUCUCGCAGUGAGGGAACCGCCAGAAGGCCCUCGGGGCUGGACCUCAGUGUCCGGGUAGAACGAUGGGGGUGGAGAUGUUCCUUCAGGUAUAUUGGACCGAGGCCAUUUAGGGCUUUAAAGGUCAGCAUCAACACUUUGAAUUGUGCUCGGAAACGUACUGGGAGCCAAUGUAGGUCUUCCAGGACCGGUGUUACGUGGUCUCGGCUGCUGCGGCCAGUCACCAGUCUAGCUGCCGCAUUCUGGAUUAAUUGCAGUUUCCGGGUCACCUUCAAAGGUAGCCCCACGUAGAGCGCAUUGCAGUAGUCCAAGCGGGAGAUAACCAGAGCAUGCACCACUCUGGCGAGGCAGUCUGUGGGCAGGGAGGGUCUCAUCCUGCGUACCAGAUGGAGCUGGCAGACAGCUGCCCUGGACACAGAAUUGACCUGCGCCUCCAUGGACAACGGUGAGUCCAGAAUGACUCCCAGGCUACGCACAUGGUCCUUCGGGGGCGCACUUGCCCCAUUCAGGACCAGGGAGUCCUCCACACCCGCCCGCCUCCUUGCAGCUGAGUCAGGCCAAUACCCCUUCUAGCUCAGUUUCCUAUCCUCACAGGGACCAACCGGGUGCCUCAAGUGGGAGCUGAGUUCAAGAGCAGACCUCUCCCCUCCUGUAGUUUCCAGCAACUGGUACCCAGAGAGCACAGCCAUCCUGGCUAGGAGCCAACAAUAAUAGCCUUACACCUCCAUGAAUUUGCCUAAAGCUCUUUUAAAGCCAUCUAAGGUUGGUGGCUGUCACUGCCUCCUGUGGCAGGGAGUUCCACAGUUCGACCGUGCCUGAAGAAGGGACUUAUAUCUGUCCUGAAUCUUCCAACGUUCUGCUUCAUGGUUGUCCACGAAUUUUGAGAGUCAAGCCAGCACAGGGAGUUGUAGUUCGAAACAUCUGGAGGGCGCCAGGCUAGGGGAGGCCGGCUUAAGGAGACACAGUCAUGCCAUUGCUCACACCUGAGGAAACCUUCCUUCCCUUUCUGACACCCCCGUCACAUACACACACCCCCCAAAAAAACCAUGUUCAUCCCCUUGGCCUUUAACCCCAUACACUUCCGCAGAUCACAAAAAAAUGAAGGAGGCCAUUUCUCUGCCGGAGUUUGGGGGUCAGAGAGACGCUGGCGGAAUCCACGGAUCGGACUCGGGAUGACUUGGAAAGAGGACCGGUUGCUUAGCCGUCCGGCGGCCGUUUUGUUCGCUUUUUCGUUGUUUAGUUGUUAGAAGAAGAAAAGUCACACAAAAUGGCCACCCUUCCUCAUCUGAGAUGACGACUGGGCAGGGCGGCGGCCGUGGGGGGGUAAGGUUGUGGGGCUGUUCUCUGAGGGUCUUCGCGUUGCCCCCAUUUGGGGAGGAGACUGAAAGACUGGUUUUCCCCCUCCCUCCACGGCCAACAUCUGGCUGGCCUUCGGAAGCCGCGUAUUUUGUGUGUGUGGAGAUUUUUUCACGGGGCUCCGAGAGAGGAGGGACUUUUGUGUGUGUUGGACUUGGGGAUUGUGGCCGGGGCCCUUCCUGCCUUUGGCAGGGGAAACGGAACGAAACAAAAAAAAGAAAAAUGUGGUCUUUUUUCAGCUUUAACAGAGGUGGUUGUUUUUUUUAUCUGAGAGUUUCUUAGCUUUGUCGGUGGAAUUUUACUGUUGGACAUUGUUGAUUAUAGAAGUUCUUGUGCAGCUGGGCUUUUGGACUCUUCUCUGCUUAUUUCCUUCCGAACCACCCAGAGAAACCCACCCCCCAAAAAGCCAACUGAUUGCUGGAGGUUGCAUGUCGACAGCCAUGACAUCGGGGCGUUAAAGGAGGGGGGCUGCGACAUAUUUAUGGAGGCAGCAAUGGUUGGAGGGAGGAAAUGGAUUGUGACUAAUGUGCCACACGAGGGGCACAAAAAACCCACAUGGUUGCCCACCCUGCUAUUGGCAUUCCCUCAUCUUGCAGCCACCCAAAAUAUGGUCAUCGGCACUUCCUGGUUUCAUGUGUUUUCCGCAGGGGGUUCAUACGUGCCCCAAAU
Podarcis lilfordi (Lilford's wall lizard) is the source of this 71863-nucleotide messenger RNA. NCBI's taxonomy places the organism in Eukaryota, Metazoa, Chordata, Lepidosauria, Squamata, Lacertidae. The record is from the annotation of a GenBank genome assembly.